GCCAGAGCUGCUGCUCUUUAAACCUGAGCUGAUUACUUGGAGGGGAUUUAAACAGGGAGCAUGGUGGAAAGUGGCAACUGAGGAGGAACAGCUCAGAGAGGAAGGGGACCAGGGAGCCGGGAGACGGCUGGCAUCUGCUCAGAGAGGAACAGACAUCUGGAACUUGGAACAGGAGAGCUGUCAGGAGACACUACAUGAGAGACGUUAUAACACACAGAGAGAGAGAGAGAGCAGGUCCUGAAACUUGGGAGCAGAAGGACCAGCUAGAUGGUGCAACUUCAGAGCAGAGAGAUAGCAGGGUGCUGAGACUGAGAUAGCAGGGUCCUGAGACUAAGAGCAGAGAGAUAGCAGGGUGCUGAGACUGAGAGCAGAGAGAUAGCAGGGUGCUGAGACUGAAAGCACAGAGAUAGCAGGCUCCUGAGACUGAGAGCACAGAGAUAGCAGGGUGCUCAGACUGAGAGCACAGGGAUAGCAGGGUGCUGAGACUGAGAGCACAGAGAUAGCAGGGUGCUGAGACUGAGAGCACAGAGACAGCAGGGUGCUCAGACUGAGAGCACAGAGAUAGCAGGGUGCUGAGACUGAGAGCACAGAGAUAGCAGGCUGCUGAGACUGAGAGCACAGAGAUAGCAGGGUGCUCAGACUGAGAGCACAGAGAUAGUAGGGUGCUCAGACUGAGAGCAGAGACUGCAGGGUGCUGAGACUUGGGACCAGAGAUAGCAGGGUGCUGAGAGCAUAGAUAGCAGGGUGCUGAGACUGAGAUAGCCGGGUGCUGAGACUGGAAGCAGAGAGAUAGCAGGGUGCUCAGACUGAGAGCACAGAGAUAGUAGGGUGCUGAGACUUGGGACCAUAGAUAGCAGGGUUCUGAGAGCAGAGAUAGCAGGGUGCUGAGACUGGGAUAGCAGGGUGCUGAGACUUGGGACCAGAGAUACCAGGGUGCUGAGAGCAGAGGUAGCAAGGUGCUGAGACUGAGAGCAGAUAGUAGGGUGCUGAGACCAAGAUAGCAGGGUGCUGAGACCUCAAAGCAGAGAUAGCAGGGUGCUGAGACAUGAGACCACAGGUAACAGAGUGCUGAGGUUGAGAUAGCAGGGUGCUGAGACAGAGAGCAGAGAUAGCAGGGUACUGUGACUGAGAUAGCAGGGUGUUGAGACUGAGAGCAGAGUUAGCAGGGUGCUGAGACUGAGAUAGCAGGGUGCUGAGGUUGAGAUAGCAGGGUGCUGAGGUUGAGAACAGAUAUAGCAGGGUGCUGAGACUGAGAUAGCAGGGUGCUGAGACCUCAGAGCAGAGAUAGCAGGGUGCUGAGACUUGAGAGCACAGAUAGCAGGGUGCUGAGACAUGAGACCAUAGGUAACAGGUUGCUGAGACUGAGAGCAGAGAUAGCAGGGUGCUGAUAGCAGAGUGCUGAGACUGAGAGCAGAGAUAGCAGGGUGCUGAUAGCAGAGAUAACAGGGUGCUGAGACUGAGAGCAGAGAUAGCAGGGUGCUGAUAGCAGAGAUAGCAGGGUGCUGAGACUGAUAGCAGAGAUAGCAGGGUGCUGAGAGCAGAGGUAACAGAGUUCUGGGACUUGGCAGUAGUGAUAACAGGGUGCUGAGACUUGGUUAAACUGAUAGCAGGUGUUGAGAAUUUGGAGCAGAGAUAGCAGGGUGCUCAGACUUGGGACCAGAUAUAGCAGAGUGCUGAGAGCAGAGAUAGCAGGGUGCUGAGAGCAGAGAUAGCAGGGUGCCGAGUCUUGCGAGAAGCGAUAGCAGAGUCCUUGGACCUGGCAGUAGUGCUAACAGGGUGCUGAGACUUGGUAUUAGUGAUUACAGGGUGCAGUAAGUUGGAACAGAUAAAGCAGGGGGUGCUGUGAGCCAAUCCACCUGGAAGCACUUUUAUCCCAGUACUGAGAGGAGUGCCAUCUGGGAGCAGACACCAAGGUGUCAAGGCAGCUACUACUAGCAGAAUCCAACCAGGAACCACAGGUGAGUAGAUUAAUAAUGUUCUGUGCCCUUACCUCCCCCUUGCCCCCUUUUCACCUCUUCCUGUCUCCUGUCCAAUAUUUACAACUGGUGAUGAUCAAGACUUCUCAUAUCAAAUUGUUUUGCCAAAUUCUUUUUAUGUGAAAUCUGCUGGUUACAUUCAUCCUGUAAUUGUUACAAAGUUGCCCCCUCCUCUGGCAGUAGAAGUGCUGUGGGCAAACAAAUGAAAUGAGGAUUAUCCCCAAAUAGGAAACUAUGGAAAAAUAAAUUACAUUUUUUUUAUUUUUUAUAAUUCUUUAUUUUUGAACGUGCAUGAGAUUACAAUACCUCCUGCAUUGCCACAACAGCAAAUGCGAGGAUUUGCAGUACAUUCAAUGAUACAUGUAGGUUGACAUUGAGAACUGUUAGAGACAAUACUUUGCAUCAUUUGAGAGAACAGCACGAAAUUUUAUAUUUAAAGUAUGGUGACUAGUUAAACAUAACACUUGUUUGUCUGGGCAGAGAGUGUCUUAGUGACGAGUCGUGUUAGGCAAGUUAGUAAGAACGAUUAAGCCUCACAACACUGGUGGAGGAAAAACAUGAGUGACCAAAGUGAUGUAGUGGAGUAAUAUAGUGGCACCUUGUUAAAGGACCACUCUAGGCACCCAGACCACUUCAGCUUAAUGAAGUGGUCUGGGUGCCAGGUCCUUCUAGGGUUAACCCAUUUUUUCAUAAUGAAUGGGAUAAUGAAUGGGUUAAGCCUUCCCCCUAAUCCUCUAGUAGCUGUCUCAUUGACAGCCACUAGAGGCGCUUGCGUGCUUCUCACUGUGAAAAUCACAGUGAGAGCACGCCAGCGUCCAUAGGAAAGCAUUGUAAAUGCUUUCCUAUGAGACCGGCUGAAUGCGCGCGCAGCUCUUGCCGCGCGUGCGCAUUCAGCCGGCGGGGCGUAACGGAGGCGGAGAGGAGGAGGAGAGCUCUCCGCCCAGCGCUGAAAAAAGGUAAGUUUUUAACCCUUUCCCCCUUCCAGAGCCGGGCGGGAGGGGGUCCCUGAGGGUGGGGGCACCCUCAGGGCACUAUAGUGCCAGGAAAACGAGUAUGUUUUCCUGGCACUAUAGUGGUCCUUUAAGUUAUAUAUAUCCCGCAGGCUAAACAGGCUAGACAGUAAAAGUCUGGAGUGACUAGUGAAGGGAAGUAGCUAAAUUUGGUUAUAUACCUGAUGAUGGCAAUUUAAGCAAGGUAGGAGUAUAUACCCCUUGCGACUGCAUGGUUUUGUUUGGUUAUGGUCUGAGCAUUUUAGGAGUUCUGGCAGUGGGCUCCCCCUUUUUUUUUUUUUUUUUUCUUCCCCGUUUUUUUUCGUUUCCCUUUCCCUUUCUUUUCGCACAAUUUUAGCUUAUAAACAGCAUUGAGGUUGUACGUAAAUUGGGCAGUGGCAUGAGAAAUGCACAGUGUUAUCCGUAUAGUUAUGCCAAUCAUCAGCCUGGCUAUCCCGUUUUGUCAUUAGAAUAUAGCGCAAAGAUAAGUUUAAAGGUAAACUCAGACAGGUUUAGUAAAAUGAGAGUAGUAAUCUGGCUAUACAUGCUGCUUGAAACAAUUGAGCUUGUGUUCCUAUUACUAUUUGUGGUCAGACAUUGCAAGCAGUCAAUAUUGAUAUAAGAUGGCUAGUCCUGUCCCACUGCCUGGCUACGGGCCAGCAGAGCCUAUGAGGCAUCCAAACAGGGUGGGGGCACGUAAUGAGACUAGUACAAUUGUACAUUAAUAGUUACGCAGGAGUUAACUUGAGGUAACCAUGAGAUAUAAGGUAUGAACCAGUGAUCACAGGCUAAGCUAAGAUGUCUGUGCAAUAUUCAGACGUUUUGCGUGCUAAACAUAAAUUAUAGCAUGGCUCAGUGGUGAAAUUUAGGUACUCACCGUAGAACCAAAAAAAACAAUUAACAUAAAACAAGAACAAUAAUAACCAUUGGGUGAUAAAUUACAUUUUAACUUAAAAUUGCACAAAAAAUAAAAAUUAUUAUUUUUUAAAAUAAUUUUUCCCAGUUUAGUGACUGAUGUAUAGUGUCUGUGUUUCUUUUCCAUCUCCGAUGUCUUUUCACCUGUUUGUAAGAUCUGGAUUUACCCCUGAGACCCUGUCUGUUUUAGUAUAAAUCGCCUUAUUUUAUAUUAUCAUUACGUAUAAGGAUUAUGACAUACAUAAGUUUAUGAAAGAUAAAUUAACUACUUGCGUAAGGAUUUAAUUCCAUUCUGAAUAGCGAUUUCUGUGAAGCUACCAUUGUCUAGCAGUAAUAAUAAAAUACACUAUUUAAUCUACAAUGCAUACAAAGCUGAUUAUUUCUAGCAAGCAGUAACUGACCGGACAGUGUAAUAUGAUGCAUAUUACUGGCCUCUGAAGAAAUAAGCAGAUUGCAGCCUUAUAACCCUGGGGGGUUAUUAACAAAAUGCCCAAUUGUAGUGAACUAAAAACCAACUCCGGUGUAUUCACAGCUUAGCUAAGUUAAAUGUGCAGAGGAUUUAAGCAAAGAGCAUUUUGUGAAAAAAAAUAAAAUUGGGGGGGCGGGGGUGAAUACAAAGAGCGAUUGGCGGACGCUCUCAGCCAAUGAGUGCGGUCCUGCAUGGCUCUUUUUAGCUUUGAGAACCCAACUCUUCUUCAAAAGCAGACUCUCAGAAGCAAGCUGUGGGCCCCUGGGGGACUGUCCUAAAGCACUUUGACGAAUUGCACUGAGACAGUGCCGAGACAUUGCUGGCAUCACAAAAUAGUGGUUAUGGCGUUUGUAGUGUUCCUAUUGUAAUAAUGUAUUUAAUCAGGGAACAUAAUAAUAAAUUAUUUAACCAGGAAAGGUACAUUCAGAUUACUCUGGUUUUCAAGUACAUCCUGGGGAUGUUACCUUAGCCCAACAACCAGGGGUUGUUACUAUUACCCAAUUUAAUGGUUCUCAUUCUAUCUACCUCAGAAGGAUGAAGGGCUUAGUCAUCCCUGUCAGGAUUUGAACCUGCAACUCAAGGGUUGGACAGAUUCUAUUAAUGAUGCAUUAGCUCACUAAACUAUCUCACUGGCUACAAUCAGCCAUUUGUUAUUAUAAUCAAUUUAAUAGCGCUCGUUUUAUAGACAUUGCCAACUCAUACAGAGAAAUGUGACCAAAUAAAUGAAAGGACCACUACUAAAGUCACACAGGCCACAUCAUCUUAAUAACGUUGCCGUUGUGCAGUGCUCCUGUCAGUUGAAGCAUUGAAGGUAAAACAUUGCCAUUUUGCAGAAACGGCAAUGUUUACCGUGAGAGGUUAAACACAUCUCCAGUGGCUGUUACAUUGACGUAGAACUCAUUCAUGCGAUGUGAAAGAUCCCAUAAGAAAACAUUGGUUCCUUCCUAUGGGGAUGUUUGGAUGUGCAACGUGGUCCCCAGUGCUCCUUUGUGAGGAACAUGGGAUUGGCUAUACCUUCUCCAACGCGUCACAAGAGGUGGAGAGGAAAGCAGUGCCGAGGGAAAAAUGUAACAAAAAAAAAGAUUUAACCUUAUUUUUUUUAUUUGUUGUUUUGUUUUUAUAAUUAACUCCAAGUAUAUUGUUUGGUUAUUUUCCUAUAUGUUUAUUAGAAAAAAAUUUUUUUAGAAGACAUACAAGCAUGUGACAUCUGAGUUAACAUAUAGUACAAAACUGGACAUUGCGAAAGUAAAAGCCAAAGUAAACAGUUUACUGAGAGAAGUUGCUAUCUGUUCGACCACAUGAAGCAGCUCUGUUGGAGUUGAGGAUGUGUCUAAUAGCUUCAUUAAGAAGGUUUUCACAAUAUCACUUCCUCAAUGUGUAAUAUCUAUAAACAGUCAUAUCUGUCGCAUAUAGAGCCUGAUUAAUGAAUUUUAAGUCAAAACAGAAAGGGGAAGGGAAAAAAACAAGAUAAAUUAACCAGGAAAGGUUGUGGUGGGCGAGGUUAGCCCUUUAACUGUGUUCUCCAGCCAAAAACGGUGUAUUAUGAAAAGCCUGUUUUGUUGCUGGAGUAACCCUUUAACUCUUUAAAUAUGAAAUGUACUUUUACUUCCCUUUGAAAUCCUGACAACUUUUACUUUAGUGCAGGCUUCCCCAAACUCCGGCCCUCCAGAUGCUGCUGAACUACAAGUCCCAUGAUUCUAUGAAUAAAAUAGAUAGGCUGAGAAUCAUGUAGUAGUUCAGCAACAUCUGGAGGGCCAGAGUUUGGGGAAGCCUGAUUUAGUGAUUAAGCCUGAGUGAAUUCAAAGUGUUUUUUUAUACUUAAGACUAAUGUUGCCAAAAUGGAGACAUUUCUCCCAGUCAGUCAUGCUUACACUACUUUGGCCUUACAUUUUAAAUUGACAUUUCUCAAUGAAUAGCAGUUUUGUCUUUACCAGAGGCAUCACUAAGUGUGUGUCUGUGUGUCCCUGUCUGUGUCUGUAAGUAACUGUGAGUGUGCAAAGAGGCGUGUUAAAGGACCACUAUAGUGCCAGGAAAACAUACUCGUUUUCCUGGCACUAUAGUGCCCUGAGGGUGCCCCCACCCUCAGGGUCCCCCAUCCGCCCGGCUCUGUAAAGGGGAAAAGGGGUAAAACGUACCUUUUUCCAGCGCUGGGCGGGGAGCUCUCCUCCUCCGAUCCUCCCCCUCUCCUCCCUGUCGGCUGAAUGCGCACGCGCGGCAAGAGCUGCGCGCGCAUUCAGCCGGUCACAUAGGAAAACAUUAUCAAUGCUCACUGUGAUUUUCACAGUGAGAAUCACGCAAGCGCCUCUAGCGGCUGUCAAUGAGACAGCCACUAGAGGCUUUGGGGGAAGGAUUAACCCAUUUAUAAACAUAGCAGUUUCUCUGAAACUGCUAUGUUUAUAAAAAUAUGGGUUAACCCUAGAGGGACCUGGCACCCAGGCCACUUCAUUAAGCUGAAGUGGUCUGGGUGCCUAGAGUGGUCUUUUAAGCAGUAGAAUUGGGGCAGGAGUUAGGGAGGGGCCAGGAGUGGGGCUUUAGAAAGGGGUCACCAAAUUAUUUUUGGCCUCAGACCCUGGGUAUUUUUUGCAUGUAUUUCUGUACAUUGAUUACAUUUUUGGAAAUUUUUUACCAUUUUUGGGGUUUGUAUAAAUGUAUUCUAAUACUCUGUGCUAAUAGUAACAGUGUCAUUUUUGGAACUUUGUCUGUUUUACUGACACGAUUUGCCAUGCUUUAUUGCUUAUUUUGUAAUAAAUAUAUAAUUUCUGUGCUUGGAUUACAUUAGAUUGGUUUUCUAUGUUUGCCAAGAAUUGAAGCUGUGAUUUUAAGAAAUUACAGCUGGUGCCCUGUCUAUUGAGCUAUAUUAAUAUAAGAAUGACAUAUUAGACCAGACGGAUACUUUAAAAUACGAGUAUGUAUAUUGUAUAUACUCUUUUGCCAACAAGAACAAAAACAUGAUUUAUCUAAGCUGUUAAUUUUCCUUUUUUUUCUACAAAUUUUAGGUUAGUAUUGAUGAAAUUGAAUAAUUCUGCAGUUUAGUUAGUAUAUAUAGCAUAGCCCACAAAUUUAGAAGGGACAGUCCUUUUUUUGUACCCAAAUCUCUCUGUCCCUCUAUUUUAUUGUAGUGUACCUCUUUUCUAAAAAAAAAAGCAUAUUUUUGGUUUGUCUUGCGUGUGUAGCAGAACUCCAAAGCAAUAAUUCUUACAGUAAUGUGUCUCUAAAGGAACACUAAAGGGUCAGGAACACAAACAUGUAUUCUGGGCCCUGUAGUGUUAAAAAUACACGUAGGGUCCCUGCACCCUCUCCCCCCCUUGCAACCCCUAAAUAAGUCAUAACUCAUAUUUAUUCUCUGAAAAGGCAGUGUUUACUACAAAUAGCCUGCAGGGACAUGUCUCUAAACUGUAGUUGUUCUUGUGACUAUAGUGUCCCUUUAAACUGUAAUUCAUUUAGAAAUCAGUCUAUGUAAAUAAGAUACAUUGUUAUUGUUCUAAAUUAACUUUUAGUUGCAUAAAUUGUUAUUAGUAAGUCACCUACAAUUUCAUAGAACAGCCUGCCCCUGAUCACUCCCCCACUCCCCCCCAAUCAGCCCACUAAAAUUAAAGGGUCUAUUUAAAAUGUUGGGGGUAGACAAAAAUUGGCCAUUGGGCACACCAGGUGGGCUGGGAUUGUCGUGGGCUGAGGCCAAAAGGAAAUUAAUUGUAUUUUUAUAAAAAUAAUCAUUUGAAAUAAAUAAAUAAAUAUAUAUCUAUAUAUACACAGUAUACCGGUAUAUACUAAGUCCGAUGAUGUGUGUUUUGUGGACUUUAUUUACAUAACAGGUAGGUUGUCGUUUCAGACCUUUAACGGAAAGUCAGGAAAAUAAAAUGUUAAACUACCUGUUAUGUGACAUGGGGAUAUGUGCACCGUGACAGUAUUUUAUGGUGGGGAUGUCGAGUACACUCAGGAGUGUGUAUAUAUAUAUAUAUAAACAGUAAUUACUACCCUCUCAACCCCCCCAUUCCACACAGGGCCGUCUUUAAUAUGGAUUGGACCCUGGGCAAACAUUUGCUUGGGCCCCCUGAACCCGGUCGUCCCCUCCCUGGCAUGCAAUCAUGCCGCCCACCCCAACGCAGAGGCGUACGUAAAGUAGAGAGGGCUCUGGUGCAUGAAUUAUUUUGGGCAAGAGGGGGCAAAAGGUAGAUCCCCAUCUGUCAUGCAACUCCAACAAUGCUUUGACAGCUGGGGCGCUACCAUUUUCCUAUGCAUGCAGGGUUAUAUUUAGCACUGAGCAGUAUUUGUGUGUUUGAGUGUAAGCAUGUUUUUGUAUGGAGUAUGUUUGUGUGAAUGUAGGGGUGUGUUUGUAUGUGGAGAUGGCAUUUAAAUGCAAGUAUGCAUUUAUGUGUAGUGUUGGUUUAUGAAUACACUGGUGUGUUUAUAUAUAAUUUUGUUGUUUAAAAAAAGAGGUGUGUUUAUAUGUAGUGUUGAAGUUUGAAUGCAGGUGUGUAUUUGCGUGUAGUGUUGAAUGCUGAGAUGUAUGCACAAAUACACAUGCACUGUCACAAACACACACACACACACACACUGUGAUACACAUACACACACAGAAACACUUGCAGAUACACAGAUAUACACAAUCAUACAGAUGCAGCUAUACAGACACAUUUACACACACUGACACACACACAUACAGACACACAACCUGGCACACAUGCAGACACACAGAUGCACACACGCAUACACACGCAGAUACACUGACAACAUACAGAUACACAGACACACACAAUGACAACAUACAGACACACAGAUACAUAACCUGACAAAUGCAGAUACAAACACUGACACACAUGCAGAUACACACAUUGGCUACAUGCAGAUACACACAUUGGCUACAUACAGAUACAUGCACAGGUAUACACACUGGCACACACACACAGAUACAUACAUACUGACAACAUACAGAUACACACUGACACACACACACACAUUGUGACAGACAUACAUACUGACACAUACACAGACAUACUGACUGGCACACCGACAUACAUACUGACACACACACAGACAUACAUACUGACACACACAUAGACAUACAAACUGACACACACACAGACAUACAAACUGACACACAGACAGACAUACAAACUGACACAUACAUACUGACACUCACACAGACAUACUGACACACACAAAGACAUACAUACUGACACACACACAGACAUACAUACUGACACGCACACAGACAUACAUACUGACACACACACAGACAUACAAACUGACACACAGACAUAUACUGACUGACACAUACAUACUGACACUCACACAUACAUACUGACACACACAAAGACAUACAUACCGACACACACAUAGACAUACAAACUGACGCACACACAGACAUACAAACUGACACACAGACAUAUACUGACUGACACAUACAUACUGACACUCACACAGACAUACUGACACACACAAAGACAUACAUACUGACACACACACAUACAUACAAACUGACACACAGACAGACAUACAAACUGACACACACACAUACAUACAAACUGACACACACACAGACAGACACUCUUCAGUUUCCUACCUUUGAAAGAGGCUUCCUUCCCUGGGGUCCAGUGUGCUGGCUGGGGUAGUUGGGAGUUGGGGGUCUGGCUCUUCUUGCUCCCUCUCCUCACUGGAUGCUGGCUCAGCAGCCUCCCGCACGGCCCGAUAUCUUUGAAGUUGGAGGAAGUGAUUCGCGGACGUCACUUCCUCCCAUGCAGCCGUUAAGCAAGGACCCGGUCGCGCUGUUAAAGGGCCACAGCGCCGACCGGACCUCUGCUGGAACAUGCUCACUGGGUGGCCCUAAAGGUAUGGGCCACCCGGGGGGGCCCCUUAGUGUGCGGGCCCCGGUGCAGCCGCAGUACUAGCGCCACGGGCCCAUUAGGUAGGGAAAUAUUUUUUACAAAUUAAUUUUUAUUGCAGGCGACGGGGCCCACGGGGCAGCUGCUUUGGGCCCCCCAUGAGUAACUGGGCCCAGGGCAGCUGCCCCGUUUGCCCCUCCUUAAAGACGGCCCUGAUUCCACACACAAUACAGGCCCUAUCCCACCCAACAUAUUUACACACACUGCACCCCUCACAAAUGCUGGAACCCAUACACACACACUAAAUCCCCUAUAGAGACACACUGCACCCCCCUCACAAACACACACUACAUUCCCUACACACAUUACAUCCCCUAUAUAUUAUCUCGAUCAACCAUACACUUACUAGAUUCAUAGACACACACAUCCCUUUUACACAAACACACACUCUGCAGGUCAUGUGCACACACUUGCUAUGUCCUCUAAACACACACUAUACUCCCAGUACACACAUUCUCCUUAUAGCCCCAUAGACAUGCACACUACAGCUCCUAGCCACACACCACAAACACAACACAACACGACACAACACAACUGAAACCGAACUAUUUAUACAAAACAACCACAUCACAAGCAGCCUCCAAACACAUGCACAACAUGCUUUCCUGGACCCUUUGGUACCCAGCUUAUGGAAACACAGGAGACAAGUCACAGGAAAAUGCAGCACAAGCGUAUCAUUAAAUUUGCUUGCUUUGAGCAGAACAAAUACAGGGCCUUUUUUCCAUGAGAGAGCUCUUCAGGAGCGCUCUGCACAUGGACUGCCCCAAAAGAGCAUUAAACAAACAUGUCAUAUCGUACCUCCCAACCAGGACUGGACUGGGAAACAAAUGACCUGGGCAUAUUCAAAUCAGAGAGGCUCAGUGGUGGAGCCAAAGAGGCUCAGUGGUGGAGCCAGAGAGGGGGCUUGUAGUAUACUCACCAAUGACAAGCCCGUCUCCCCCAAAGUGGCAUGUUAGUUUUAUUUGAACAGUGGUGUAAUAUACAUGGGUUUACUUAGAUAGAAGUAAAGCUAUCAGACAGUUGUGCAUUUGGGAGAUAUAAUCCUUGGGUGUUAUUUGCUAAACUGUGCAAGGAAAAUUUUAUGCCAAAUUAACCGGGCAGGAAAAAACACUUAAAGUUACUUUCCUUCUGACUAUUUAGGCCCCCAAAAUUUGUCAUUUCCAUCUCAGUUCUCCACAAUUUACAGUUUAUUGAAUAACCCCAUAGGUGUAUUUUAUUAUUUUGGUUUCCUGCCGAGGCUCCUACAGAGUGUUAAUCUGGGUCUAUGUGUAUUAAUCACUAAAAAGGUCAACUUCGUAGAAAAUCUCAUAUUUUAGGUUAAAUAGCAGCUGGAAACUGAGCUGAGUUGGUGGAUUUUUCAAGUUUCCUUAUUUUGGCCUAAAUUGAUAGACAUGGAUCCAAGAUGGCGGUCCACACUUUCAAGAUAUAAAACAUAUGGGAUAAUUCAACAUGUUUAAAAAUCCCUGACUGUUCCCCUUUAAAACAAAAUCCUGUUGUGAUACAGUUAAUAUUAUUAUGUUUUAUUUGCACGUUUGGAUUAUUGGUUGCCCUUCAACUAUUGUACUAAAAACUCCCGUCUGACUUAGCAGUGUGCGAUAAAUAAUUUAUCUUAGUGAUUAAUAACAAUGCAGAAUUCUUGUGUGUCACGGAGUUUGUGAUGUGAAGAUGUGAUAUUUUAAGAUUCUAUACAGAAGCUCAGAGCAGAGAUACAUUGACAGUGUACAGUCUGUAAACUUGCACAGAUCCACAUUGGUGCCUUUAUAACUGUUAAUUAGAAACACUGUUUCUACAGAUAUUUUCUGCUGUGUUCUAUCAUAGAAUGUGUACUAGAACAUGCAGAAAGUGUAAGGUUUUGUGGCGCAUCAAAGAUUAACCCUUAGGAAUAUACGCAAUGAGAUGAAUUUCAAUAAAUCAUAAAGGGUUAAUGCUAAGCUACGUCACCUUUAAGCGCAGAAUUUUCAGGUGUGUUUAGCUCUGUCCCCCCAAAAAAUUCUCUGUCUCUUGCUCCAUGAGUUGGUGGAAACACAAGAAAGUCAGUAAUUACAUAUCUCUGCAAAUUAAAAAAAAAAAAACAUACCCCAUGUAAAUGUAAAAAUAUAUCAAAUUCUAUUUAGAAAUGAGAAAGUGCACAUUUGUAGGCAGCUGCCUACUCUGCCUGCUGGUCAUUGUAGUUAGACACAGGGCUGAGUCACAUGACAAGCGCUUGUGAUGGCUCUGUAAACACGCUGAAGGCUUGUGAUGAUUGCAGAGCCCAGGUCGUUGCUAUUAGUAUUAUAUCUAUAGCAGCUGUGCAAUGGGGAAAUUCACAUAUUGUGACAUAUUGAUAUAGACAGAGACAGAUGGUGUGGGUAGCGCUGUUUUCUGACCCCCCACCCCUUCAACCUCUGCAGCAAUGCUGGCAGCCCUCAUACGUCUAUUUCAGACAACCUCUGGAUAUGAGGCUGAGCACGUGCACUCAACUUCUUUGAUCGACCAUAGCGAGGCCUGUUCUGAGUGGAACCUGUCCUAUGAAUCCGCUGUAUGGUCUUGCCCACCGUGCUGCAGCUCAGUUUCAGGGUCUUGACAAUCUUCUUAUAGUCUAGGCCAGGGGUAGGCAACCUACGGCACUAGUGCCAUGCAUGGCACUUGAGGUGUCUUUGCACGACACUCAGGGCUGCUAGAGCCAAACAGGUUCUGGUCUAUCAGGAGUCCCAGGUAAAUUUCAGAUAUCUGCUAAUACAAAGAGGUGGUGAAGGGAAAUCCUUAAUUUAUGCAUUGCAGCACGUAGAGGAAGUUAUCUCAGAUCACUUAAUUCCAGCACUUGUGAAUGGGAAUCCACACUGGAAUAGAGCAGCCCGCAAGUGCUGUUGCAGCUCCUGUCCUUGAGCUGUACCUGGCCAGCCUGGUCCCCACUGGAACACAGGGAAGCCACCCACACUGCUUGAUAUACACAGAAAUGCAGAAUAACCCUCCCCUCAUACAAAUAAUACGGACAGCCCACACACAAACAUACACACAAUCCACACAAACUGAACACCACUGACAAUCCACAUACAUGCACACAACCCCACAUGCAGCAUCUCACAUGCAAUACCCCAAACAGCCUAACAAUACCACAAAAUACUCAUAAACAUAUACAAUAUAAUAGCUCAUAUACACACAAAUACAAUGAUACAAAGCAACUACAGUAUACGUAACAAGUAGAAUACAGCAACAUACACACCUCAAUUUAAAAAAAUAGGACUGGCACGCUACAGGACAUCACAAUCCUAUUUCGGCACAGUGCUGCUAAAAGGUUGCCUACCCCUGGUCUAGGCCAUGGAUAGGCAACCUUUGGCACUCCAAAUGUUAUGGACUACAUCCCAUAGUGCUGGCAAAGCAUCAUGGGAGGUGUAGUCCAAAACAUCUGGAGUGCCGAAGGUUGCCUAUGCCUGGCCCAGGCCAUCUUUAUGUAGAGCAACAAUUCUUUUUUUCAGAUCCUCAGAGAGUUCUUUGCCAUGAGGCGCCGUGUUGAACUUCCAGUGACCAGUAUGAGAGAGUGUGAGAGCGAUAACCCCAAAUUUAACACACCUGCUCCCCAUUCAAACCUGGGACCUUGUAACACUAACAAGUCACAUGACACCGGGGAGGGAAAAUUGAUAAUUGAUAACUUUUAUUGCCAACGGUUUAGACAUUCAUGGCUGCGUGUUGAGUUAUUUUGAGGGGACAGCAAAUUUACACUGUUAUACAGGCUGUACACUUACUACUUUACAUUGUAGCAAAGUGUCAUUUCUUCAGUGUUGUCACAUGAAAAGAUAUAAUAAAAAAUUUACAAAAAUGUGAGGGGUGUACUUACUUUUGGGAGAUACUGUAUAUACUGUGUGUAAAGCUCUGUAUACAUGGUGCUUGUAUACUAGCUAUGAAUGUAUUUGUGUGUACUGCUGCCAUUGGAAUGCAGUGGUGUAUUUGUGUGUAGUGUUUGCAUUUGAAUGCAGGGGUGUGUUUGUAUGUAGUGAUGGCUUUUAAAUGCGGGUUUUGUGUUUGAAUGAAGAGGCGUGUUUGUAUAUAAUUUUGGAGUUGGAAUGCAGGGGUGUGUUUGUAUAUAAUGUUUGUGUUUGAUUGCAGGGGUGUGUUUGCAUGUAGUGUUGGCAUCUGUAUGUGGCAGUGUAUGUGUGUAAGUGCAUAUAUCCCAGCAAUCAAACACAGAUAUACACACACAUUAACACACACAGAUACACACUUCUAAACACACACACACAUUCAGAUACACACUGAAACAUAAACACAAAGAUACACACAAUGACACAUACACACCCUCAGAUACACACACUGACAAAGAAACUCACACUGACACCUACACAUACUCUGACACAGAUACCCACUGACAUAUAUAAACACACCUUGACACAGAUACACAUACACACACCCUAACACACAGAUGCACAUGCUGACACAUACACACACCCUAACACACAGAUAAACAUGCUGACACAUACACACACUCUAAAAUACAGACGCAUGUGCUGACACAUACACACACCCUAACACACAGAUACACAUGCUGACAUAUACACACACCCUAACACACAGAUACACAUGCUGACACAUACACACACUCUGACACACAGACACACACUCUGACACACAGAUACACACACUGACACAUACACACACUGACACACAGAUAUACACACUUACACAUACACACGCUCUGAAACAGAUACACAUGCUGACACAUACACACACUGUGACACACAGAUACACACACUGACAUAUACACACACUCUGACACACAGAUACACAUGCUGACACAUACACACCCUCUGAUACAGAUACACACACUCACACACCUUGAUACACACUUAUACAUACACACAAACUGAUAUACACAUACAGUUGCAAGAAAAAGUAUGUGAACCCUUUGGAAUGAUAUGGAUUUCUGCACAAAUUGGCCAUAAAAUGUGAUUUGAUCAUCAAGUCACAACAAUAGACAAUCACAGUCUGCUUAAACUAAUAACACACAAAGAAUGAAAUGUUGCCAUGUUUUUAUUGAACACACCAUGUAAACAUUCACAGUGCAGGUGAAACAAAGGAUCCAAGAUGGCCGACCGCCUGGUGGUCAGUAGCCGAACGACGCCACCUAGGAAAGUCUUUAACUACCGAUUGCAACAAUGUUGCAAUCGGUUAAUGAGUCCCACACGUCUCUCUAUGUGUGGGCUAUUGGGGGGUAGCUCAUUCGUUUCACAAACAGCCGGUAAAGUCGCUGUUCGUGAAUCAGGAAAAAGAGGUGUGACCGGAAGUUACCACCAACUAGCCUGGAACUAUUAUUCGGAUCUAGCGAACACCACGAUCCGGUAAAACUUUAACCAGUGCUCUUUUUGGUCCUGGCCCACAGAUAAUGGUGCUAUUUGGAGGGACCAUAAAGGAGUCUGAGAGGCAUUUAAAGACACCAAGCUUGUGGAGGAGCCCACUAUAUUAUCCGAAAGCGCCACGGUUAACGAUGACCGAGGAAACCCACCCAGGUCACUGGAACUCUGUGCUGAAUCGGGGCUGCCCGUGUACCACUGAACUUUAACCUUCCAUGUAAUUCGGGCUAGCCAAAAUCGAUCCAUGAGCUUUUUGGACACUUUGGGCGCUGCAAAGAGAACUUCCGGGGAUGUGGGACAUGGAGCGAUUCAUAUAUGUUUUGUGAAUAUUUUUGAUAUUUGUGUGAUUUUAUGCUGAGUCAUGCUGACACUGUACUUUAUAAGCAUAUUGUGGACGUGUUUACUGUACCCUUGAAAUGUAUAUAAAUGGGCCAUCUGGCCGGAAUAAAACAGAUCUUCGUCACCCUUCACUAAGUCUCGACUAGUGUUUGGGUGAUACCGCGGUUACCUCCUGCAAGCAGCUAUAAUCACUCUGGAGCUAAUCACAAUGGGAAGGGGCAACCUAGGCGGUAGAAACCCAUCUUCAGGGGGGUAUUCCACCACAGUCAGGACAGUUAUAUUUUACUGUGUGCCUUUCAGAGGCUGGAAAAGAAGGUUUUGUGAAAAUGUGGAAUAAAACAGACAUAUUAAUUUAUUCAUUCAACUUUUAAAUGAUAAAUUAUGCAUUUUAAAUUUAUCUGUUUGUUGGAAUGAUAUACCCAGCUUAAAGCAGAUCUAUCAUGUGAUAUCAAAGCCUGAUUGGGACAGAAAAUCAGCCUGGGCACCUUUGUACCCAGUCUGGCUGGCCCACCUCCACCUUCCCUACCAACAGUCUCUCCCCACUGCCUCUGCUUGUUGGCCAUGACGUGUGGGACUACAGAAGCCAAUGCUGCUACCCUGUAUGGGUCACUAAUAAUUCAGUCCUGGGGCAAGUAUCAGCAAAGACCUAUUUUACUCACCUCACAUUGUGGCCAACAAGUGGCAACAUGGGGCAGGGGAGGAAACUGCAGCCAAUACAUAUAUAACGUAGCGGACGCCCUGAUUCACAGGGACGGCUGGAUAGAUCAUCUAGUCUCCCCAGUCUGGCUUCCAUCCAUGAUCAUUGUGUCCUUUUGGACAUUUGCCAAGUUUGCCCAAGAAACUGUCUGAUACAUUAAUACUAGACAUUAAUGCUACAUCCACCAUAAUUUCCUAGAUACAUGCGUACAGGCAGGGAAAACUCCUGUGGUAUAUAGUAUUCAUAUUCUGCAAAAGUGAAUUUAUUUCCUUCCUGCAAUAAAUGAACAUAUUUCAGGCAGUCAUUUAUAUGUACAGGUGAUAUGUAUCCAGGAAAACCUGCUGUAUCAAAGCAACCCUGGAUGUACUUAGAUGACCCAUCCCUUCUGGAUAGAAGCUAUAUACUAGCGUGCUCCUCAGUACACAGGUAGUGUGUGUAGUCACUCAGGUAACAGUUGUUACAUUAUAACCCAUGAGAACUGAGAGCUUUUUUUAAUGUAAACGUAUUGUCUGGGGAUUUAUUCACUAAACAGCGAGGGGACGGGAGACUUACACAAUUUAGAUCAAAGAAGCAGACUUAGAAAAUAUGUUAGUCUGAAAUGCAGAUUUAUUGAAUAGUUCUUAUCACUUAUGUGAAUAAAUGUGUAUUGAUAGUGGAAUUAGAACUACAACAUUUCAAAGGAAAAACAGUGUAGACUGUAAGUCACCAAAGCAAAUUUCAGUACAAGAAAAAUACGGUCUAUCAGAAUCCAUAUAGGGGGAAAAAUCAAUAGAGAAUAUUAGUCUCUUAUUAUUCCUUAAGAAUCCGCUGUAGGUUGGAACAAACAUCAAACUGAGUACAAAUCAUAGGAAGGCUGGGCAUGAAAAGGCUGAUUGCCACUGCUAAAGAAGUACUAAAACCUGUGCAUUUAACCAGGGGUCGUGAGGCCUAUGGAUCAAGUCUCCGAUGGGCAGUAAUGGCUCAAGCAAGAUGUAAUGGUUUAUAUUGCAUAGGUUGUGCCUUUAACCAUCCACUUCCUGCAAGUGUGGCUGAGUUAUUGCCAGAAUUUGUUAGACUUUAAUAUGUGUUGAGUAACAAAAACCUAUAAUUCUUGAAGCAUUCCUUGCAUACACCUGCCUGCCCACUCCUGGACAUCCACAGCGUGCAAUCUUCCUCCUGGAUGUGGGACAGGGUUUUGCCCAGGGAGGGCAUCAGAUGAAUCCAGACCAUAGCCCAGGAUUGCCAACCUUUUCCCAUAUUUGGGUAAUGUGUGAGGGGACCUAACUGUUUAAUGUGUUUUGCCUUGGGCUAAUAUUAUUCUCCUUAACCAUCUCGCUAAUUGCUCUGUCGCUGGGGGGGUCCUCCUAGGGGGAAAAAUCUAGAGAGGUCUGUUAAUAUCACUCUGGUUCUAACACUGAUCAAUCUACGAUGACCAAGCUUAGUUCAUAUUGUUUGUAUAUUCCCUGUCUUUACAGUUACCUACUCUACAUUGUGUUAGUCGUUUUGCGUUUCCUAAUUCCUUACCACUAGACUGACCACUAAAUAAAAAAAAAAAGAGCAGCACUGAGGACUCAGGAAGGCGAUGGUCCAGAAAUAGCGAAGGAAGCCGAGAAGUAACUCAGCCAGGUAGCCCAUCAGGUUUCAUACAAUUCCCUCAAUAAACAGUUUUCGGCAGUGCCACUGCUUUCCCAACAAGUGUAAUGGAAGCCCUUUUUACACUCUAACGAAACCACCUUGCAGAAUUUAUAUUGCUAUAUAUUGUUUUACAGAGCUAAUUUUUCAGAUAAGCAAUAGGUUGCCAAGCUAAUGUCAUUUAUAUAUUGGGUCACUGUCAAAAAAGGUUAAGAACCCCUGCACUGUACCAUCAGAAAUGCUGUUUUUUUUUUGGUAAAUAUAUUUUUAUUUGAAUUUUUCAAGAUUUUCAUGAGGUGAGCCAACAGUGUGGACACGCAGGUCCAAACAUUUACAAUUUCCGUUUUUUUUUUUUUAGAUAUACGGUGUUACCUUGUAAACUAUAGUGGCAUACAAGUCACUUUUGAGCUUUUGUGGUUCUUUUUCGGUGGACUCGCAGGUCCUUUCGCAUAAACAAUAAGACAGGCAUAGCUCUAUAGAUCCCAGUGUGUUUAACCUGUCUGGUUCUAGUAGUCUUAAUGGGAUUCUUUGUUGGUGUUUUGUGUGUUAAGGGUAGGUGUUGUUUACUGUGAGGGGGGGGGAGAGAUGGUGUGAUCUCCCUUCUGAGGUCUGUUGGCAGUGAUAACUGUAUUUAACGGUCUGUGUCUUGUGAACCCUUAUCAUUGUCUGCCUGCCUCUUGCAUGUGGUAACCUUCUUUGCGGUCGCGGGGUUACCUAUCAGGUGUCCCUUUCCUCUCUGAUGCAGAUGUGUUUACUUUUCCCUCCUUUCUCCCUAGCUUAUGUUUUAUGUUCCCUAUUUUCCAUGCUCGAGCCUGCCUAUCUGUGGUGUCUCGACUUCUACUCUCAUCUUAAGUGCGUCUCCGCUCUCCGGCCCACUGGGGGGGGGGAGGGGAGAGGGGAGAAUGGGGAGGAGUUCCUCCAUGCGUUGGUACCAUGUUCCCAGUGGUGGUGCGGAUUGUUUUUUCCAGUAAAUGGGGAUGAGGCUGUUAGCCACAUUAAGUAUUCUAAUUGUGAGGGAUUUUUUGUAUAUUGAUGUCUUUGUCGUGGUGUGGUGGAUGAGGAACGUUGCAGGGUCCUUCGGUGGUGGGGUAUCAGUGAACCUCUUGAUGAUUUUAUAUAUUAUCUCCCAAUAUGGUUGGAUGAGUGGGCAUUCCCACCAUAUGUGGAAGUAGGUGCCUGCGUGUCUUGUGCAUCUCCAGCAUGUGUCGUCAGUCAUGGGGUCAUAUAUGUGUGUUUGAUAUAGGGUGCAGUACCAGUGUGCUAGUAUUUUGUAGGCUGUUUCCUGCGUCCCGCUUGACGGUGCGCAGUGUAGUGUGAGAGUACACAUCUUGUCCCAUUGGUCAGGUGUGAAGGUUGUGCCUAGUGCUACUUCCCAUUUCCCCAUGAAGCUUGGGGGUGGUUGUCUCUGCAUCCGCAUGAGCAUGCCAUAGAGCGUGGAGAGUCUUUUUGCUAGGGGGUCUGGGUUCAUACAAGUUUCUUCAAAUGUUGUUAGUGGUCUGCUGGUGUUGUGUGUUUGGAGUAUUGUUUGUGUGAACUCUUUCAGUUGUCGGUACCUAAACUGUAGCAUGAAUGGAUUGUUAGUGUUCCCUGUCAUGGUUUCUAGGGUCUUGAGUUGGCCGUUGGUGGUGGCGUGGUAUAUUCUUGGGACUUCGUGUCCCAAGAGGCGGGCUAGUGUCCUUGGUUCCCUCCCUGGUGGGAAGGUCUCGUUAUGGACCAGUGGGAGCAGUGGGGAUGGUGUGGUGGUGAGUGACAGUGGCGUGGCCACUGUGUGCCACACCUGCAUAGUUGCCUUGAUAAGGGGGUGUGGGGCCGCUAAUUGUCUGCCUUGUUGGUGGUCUAGCCAGGGAAGGAUUGAGAUGGGUCUGCCCACUUGUGUUGUCUCUAUGUCCUUCCAGGGUUUGGUCACUCCUUGUUUAGUCCAUUCCACAAUCCAUUGGAUGUGUGUGGCUCUGUAGUACCUUUUAAAGUCUGGGAGGGCCAGCCUUCCCUUUUCUUUUGGUAGUGUGAGUACGUUGUGUUUUAUUCUUGCUUUCAGUUUCUGCCAGGUAAACCUAAGGGCCAUAGAUCUAAAGGAGGCAAAGAGGGCCUCCGGGAUGGCGCUGGGGAUGGCCUGGAAUAGAUACAGCACCCGUGGCAAGACAUUCAUUUUAAGAACUCCCACCCUUCCAAACCACGAGAGACGCACCUGCUCCCAGUCUUUCAGGUCUUUAUGGAUGGUGUUCAGUAGCGGUUGAACGUUGGCCGCGUACAGUUGGGUAAGGUCUUUCGUGAUCAUCGCUCCAAGGUAUCUCAGGGAGGUGUCGGACCAUUGAAAGGAACGCUGGUUUUUAUCAUCUUUAUUGACAGAAUAAUACAAUUUGCAAACCCCAUGUCAAUCCUCGAAAAUUCCUGGUUAAGUGAAUAAAACCAUUAUUAUUAUUCAGAGUAAGAAAGUUCAUGUACAUUUUGUACUGUAUUACAAACAAUUGUCAGCACCAUUGUAUGAACAUUGUUACUGGAACAAGAAGCAGCGAGUGCACUUGUACAGAGCCCCAGAGUUGUCCAUUCGGACUAUUUUUCAUAAUUCUUGUGUACAAAUGUUAAAUCGAGGGAAUGUUUUCUUAAAUCAUACUCAUUGGUUAGUAUAUCAUUCAGUCAACGUAGGUAUAUCAUGUGCGUUAUUUAACAGAAUAUGGCCACCAUACAACUAUAUCGUGGAAACAACUUAACUAAAUUAUUAUUAAAUAAUGCUCAUGAUAUAAACAAUGUGAUCUAUAGUAUGACACAAAACUUUGUAAAGUAAUAAAAUGUGAGCAGGAUAUUGCUUUGCUGCAGAGGGAUUUGGGUAGAUUGGGGGACUGGGCACUAAAAUGGCAGAUGAAAUUUAACGUAGAGAAAUGCAAAGUUAUGCACUUUGGGGUCAAGAAUGCACAAGCAAUUUACACCCUAAAUGGUAGUGAACUAGGGAUAACCACACACGAGAAGGAUUUGGGAAUUGUUAUAGACAACAAAUUAGGCAGCAAUAUGCAAUGUCAAUCUGCAGUUGCUAAGGCCAGUAUGGUUUUGUCAUUUAUAAAUAGGGGCAUAAAUUCUCGUGAUGAAAAUAUAAUUUUGCCUCUUUAUAAAUCGCUGGUAAGACCACACAUUGAAUAUGCUGUGUAAUUUUGGGCACCUGUUCUAAAGAAGGAAAUCAUGGCACUAGAAAAAGUGCAGAGACGGGCUACAAAAUUGAUAAAAGGAAGGGAGCAUUUUAGUUACAAAGAAAGGUUAAAAAAUUUAAAUCUCUUUAGUUUGGAAAAAUGGCACCUGAGAGGGGAUAUGAUAACAUUAUACAAAUCUAUUCAGGACCAGUACAAAUCAUUGUGUGGAAAUCUAUUCAUAAACAGGGCUAUACAUAGGCUGGAAGAAAGGAGAUUUCAUCUAAGGCAAAGAAAAGGUUUUUUUACAGUAAGAGCAAUAAGGAUAUGGAAUUCUCUGCCUGAAGAGGUUGUUUUGUCAGAGUCUAUACAGAUGUUUAAACUGCAAUUGGAUAAAUACUUGUAAAAACAUAACAUACAGGGAUAUUAUUUCUAAUUAGUGGGGUAAUAGCUGCUUGAUCCAAGGAGACAUCUGACUGCUAUUUUCUGGUCAAGAAGGAAUUUUUUCCUAGUUUGUUGCAAAAUUGGAAGCACUUCAGACUAGGUUUUUUGCCUUCUUUUGGAUCAACAGCAAAAACAAAUGUGAGGAAGGCUGCACUUGAUGGACGCAAGUCUCUUUUCAGCUAUGUAACUAUGUAACUAUGUGAGAUGGGAUAGAUACAAUGUCACCCGUGCAGUAAUCACACAAUUCCACCUACUAAGAACACACUUAUAUAAUAAAUAUAAUAUAACUAUAAUGCAAAAUAUACCCUUUGUAUUUUUUGUAUAUAUUGCAUUAUAUUUUCCACCUCGUUUUUUUAUGUGCAAGCUCAUGAGAUACACAUGUUGAGGAUAUGUUUAACUAAAUUAUUGGUUACAAAAUACAACAAAUUGUGCUAACGCUUUAUGACAUUUUCUGCCUGACAACUCAAGGACUCCAUACCGGUGUGCCUGUAUGUGUGUAUGUAUGUGUUUAUAUGCAUGCAAUGUGUAUCAAUCAGUUAAUAGGCUGUAAUCUGACACAGAUUGCUCACCAGACAGGAUUAGAGCAGUGAGUGGAGGAUUAGACUGAUUAGAAGACUGAUGCAAGAGAUACAUACCUUUUUACUCCAUGUUUUGAAUGCUUUAAUAAGAAGCCCUUUCAAUGCAGAAACACUUAGGGGUUUAUUAGCUAAACACCAAAUUGUGGUUAUAGGGUUACUCCACCCACCAUGACCAUUUCUGCUUUGAGAACUGGUCAUUAGUGAUGUAUUAGCCGCGAGGCAAACAGGGCAUUUGCCUUGGGUGGCACUAUCCAGGGGGCAGCAAAAAAUGCACAGGCAAAUACCUUGUUAGCCUGGUGGCAGGCAGCUAGGGGAGUUCCAGUUGGGCAAUGUCAUAUUCCGGCUCCCGGCAUCACUGCAGCGCGCUUGGAACUCAGCUAGCCGCCCGACUGCCUGCACGCCUGCCAUCCACAGCAGCCCAGCCAGCAGCCCCACCGGACCCCAGGUAAAAACUCCACCCAGUUCUCCCACAGGUAGAGAGGCUGGGUGGAUUUAAAUUAAAAUGAAAAAAAUUAUCUGUGAGUGUUGGGGGAGAGAAAUGUGUGUGUGUGUGUGUGUGUGUGUGUGUCUGGCUGUCAGUGUGUUUGUGUGUCUGGCUGUCAGUGUGUGUGUAUGGCUGUCAGUCUGUCAGUGUGUCUGUGUGUGUGUGUGUGUGUGUGUGUCUGUCAGUGAAUGUGUGUAUGUCAGUCAGUGUGUGUCUGAGUGAUUGUGUGUGUCUGUGUGUGAGUGUUUGUGUCUGUGAGUGAGAGUUUUUGUGUGAAUGUCUGUCAGUGUGUGUCUGUGAGGGAGCCUGUGUGUCUGAGUGACUGUGUGUGUCUGAGUGACUGUGUGUGUCUGGCAGUGAAUGUGUGUUUGUGCCUGAGUGAUUGUGUGUGUAUGUCUGCCAGUGUGUGUCUGUGAGGGCGCCUGUGUGUCUGAGUGAUUAUGUGUGUCUGUGAGUGUGUCUGUGAGUGUGUGUAUGUCUGUCAGUGUGUGUCUGUGAGGGAGCCUGUGUGUCUGAGUGAGUAUGUGUGACUGUCUGUGAGUGUGUCUGUGUGUGUGUGUGUGUAUGUCUGUCUGUGAGUGAGUGUGUGUGUUUUUCAGUGAAUAUGUGUGUGUGUGUGUGUGCGUCAUUGUUUGUGUGUGUGUGUGUGUGUGUGUGUGUCAGUGAGUGUGUGCGUGUCUGUCAGUUAUUGUGUGUGUCUGUCAGUGUGUGUUUGUGAGUGAGUCAGUGAUUGUGUGUGUCUGUCAAAUCAGUAUGUGUGUGUGUUAGUGUAUCUGAGAGUGUGUGUAUGUCAGUCAAAGUGUGUGUUAGUCCUUAACAUGAAAAUGUGUGGCAUUGACAGGAAGGGGUGGGGCAAAUGUAAAUUAGGGGGUGCCCUAGUUCCGUCAUGCCUAGGGCAGCACAGAUCCAAAAUACACCACUGGUGGUCAUGGUGGUAAUAGCCAGUAUAUGCAGUCUUUUAGCUUGGAAAAUUGGCAUUUGUGUGCACCUCUGGCUUACGUGACUGGCAACUCAGAUCUCCAUUCUGGAUUACCAAAUGUGAAUUCUGUACAUAAAAUAUAUCCGUUCCUCAGCGUACAGUGCACACUAACAAUGGACGUAUUGGGCUUCUUUGCCUGCACAGGGAAGCCUGGGUUUCUCCUCCCUUUACUCUUUUUGUGCAGCCCUCUCUGUCUCAAUGCAGUUGUAUUUGUCCUCCUCCUUGUCUCCCUCUCUUUGCUGGCUCAGAGUAUGAGAAGCCUUUGAUUCAACCUUGCGUGGCUCCCAUGAUAUCAUUACCACGCAAGGAGCUAAGCUUUUUUUUCUUUUUUAUAGUUAUGCGUUGUUGAAGGAGUGGGAGUAAAGAGUAAUGCCCAGUAGGGCAUUAUUCAUUUAAAAAAAGUAUACAGUAAAAAGGGUUUGAGUAAAAUGAAAACCCUUUGAUUGAAAACAAAUUUACAAAAUUUAGGACAAAACUGAUUUGGAACAUAUUUGAAGCUGAACAAUAAAAACUUGGUUAUUGUUGCCUAAAAUGUACAGUUUGAUUUUUCAAUUUACUGGAAUUCUAUGCUCAGUAAUCAGUAAUAUUUUGUAUGCUAGUGUGUGUGUGUGUGUGUGUGUGUGGGGAGGCGGGGGGGUUAACCUGGUUACAUUCCCCUGGCCUUCAAGAUGAUAACAGGUCCUGAUACUUCCUAGUUGUUUAGCUCAGUGCAGCUGAACUCAAGAGACAGAAAUUGGUCAGAACACCUGUCUUGCAAAGACUUCUAAUUGAGCUGCAUUGGGAUGUCUGUGAUUGGACAGCCACAGAAAGACUGGGCGGGGUUAGAAGGGGAGGGCUUGCAAAGGCUGUAACAUCAGCAAUUGAUUAAAUUUUCCUUUUCAUUGGACACACCAGAGCUGACCAUUUAGAAACAUAGAAUGUGAUAGCAGCUAAGAGCCAUUCGGCCCAUCUACUCUGCCUAAUUUUCUUAAUACUUGCAUUAGUCUCUUUUAUCUAGGAUAGCGUUAUGCCUAUCCCACACAUGCUUAAACUCCCUUACUGUGUUAACCUCUACCACUUCAGCUGGGAGGCAAAAUUCAGAACCCUACGAUGUAAUAGAAGAGCGGUUCUCUGAUUUACAUGGGUCUCGCUUUUCUACUUGUUGAAAUCAGUAGAAAAAAAUUAGAGACAUGGUUGUGAAUGCGUAUGAUAGAGUCUGACAUGAAGACUUGUCUUCUCCUCAGAUAUCUGCUGUCCCAUGUCCCUUCAUAUUUUAUCAUAGCAAUGCCCAUGAGAGUUUGUAAUUGUGAAGGGCAUGCCAAUGAAUGAGAAUCCGCAACUCAAAAUGACUGUAUGCUAUUAUUAUUUUUAGUAAUCUAAGAUAUUCAUUUUUACAAUUUGUUCUUACUUUUUCAGAUGGCUUCUGUCACAGAUGGACGAUAUGGACACAAAGAUGCUUCAGACCAGAACUUCGAUUACAUGUUUAAACUUCUCAUCAUUGGCAAUAGCAGUGUAGGCAAGACCUCGUUCCUUUUCCGCUACGCUGAUGACACCUUCACGUCAGCUUUCGUCAGUACAGUGGGAAUAGACUUCAAAGUGAAAACCGUUUAUCGAAAUGACAAAAGGGUGAAGCUGCAGAUCUGGGUGAGUGGCAAAAUUACAAAAUCUCGCACAAAGUCUCAAGGCUUUAAUCUAUUCUGCUUUAAUGUUAGACAAGACAAGUGUUGCUAUAGGUGGCAAUUAGUCCAUUAAGAGAAGUGUAAUUUUAAAUUCUUAGACUGUUUGUUUUCCUAAACUCAUGAUAUAACUACAACCUAUUUCAGAACUGGUUGAAUAAAUCACAGGAGAAGGCGGUCAGUAUUUGCCCAAAAAAUCUAUAUACAGUAGUUCAUAUUACAAACUGGUGUUUUGCCAGGUCUGACCUAGUACACAUGUCCAUUCCAAUCUAAUAUUUCCCCCCAAUGUCCCAAUCUCUACCAUCACAACCAACAUGUCCCUACUAACCCUUCCUUUCCUUUUCAGCCACCAUGCCAUUUUGCCCACCACGCGCUCUGCAGCCAUUAUGUGACUAUGGUCCCUCCUUCGCCGCCAUCAUUUACCAUGUCGUUAUCUAGUCUUCCCCUGUUUUCUUAGGAAGUCAUUCUCUCUCUCACACCUUCCCCAUCAUGUCACAUUUUUUUUAAUGUCUCCCCCGUCUCUCUUUAGCCUUGUAAGGUCUUUAUAUGGCUGCCGCAUAUUAUGUAUUAUAGUUUGUAUUGUGUACUAUAGUUUGUAUUGUAUUGUUUAUUGUGCAUUAUAGCUUGCAUAAUUUUCUAACCCAUACUGACUCCCUACAUCCUUCUAGCGUCUAUGCAUGUGUCAAAGUAAUGAUGCAGAGCAUCUCAUGCUAUUUGUCCUGUUGUGGUUUAUUUCUGGUCCCAUUAGCAUGUUCAUAGUAUGUUUAAAUCCAUGGUAUUUGACUUGGGUUUCCUUUACCAUUCUGAUAUCUGACAUCUUUGAACCGGCUUUGUAUCUCAUGUGCCUGAUCUCUGGCUCCCUCUGACUCUGGCUGGUCUCUGACUUCCGUGUUAUCAUUCAUUUUAACGUACGUUAAACCCAACCAUUCUAAGUAUUAGUAAUACAUUACUGUAUAUUCUUUAUCUAAUCAAGAUAGCGUGUUGAGAUAUAUAUAACGGGACAAACCUUCAUGCCACAACCUCUCCCUUUGCAGUCACGUCAGCAGUUCCCUACAUUCUUAGUAAUGCCGUCUAAUGUCCAUGAUAUUAGCAUGCAGUAAAAUAGAGAGUCAGGAUUAUUUACUGAGGAUUUUUUGGGAAUUUUAAGUGAAUUUCAAAUUUAAGGCCAAAAUAUCUGAUUUGGAAAAAUUAUCCAACCCAGCAAUGCUUUCAGUUUGUUUAUUUUAGUCUCACAUAUAAAGUUCUUUUUGAAUCCACUUCAAAUUCUGACAAUAUUCACUUUAGCAAAUAACGCUGAGUAUCUUUGGCCUGGUGUUGGUAAAGGUAUGUAAAACGAAUGGAUCACUGUAAUGGGUGUUAUAAAAUGUUUUACAUUAAUAUUGUUUUUGUUAAAGUGUGCUUGUCAUGGUACACUCGAUGUACGCUCAUUUUAAAGGGUCCACUAUUUCACCAGAAUUGCCUGCAAAUGUGUCGAUUGGGAGAAAAAAAAAAUCUAUUUAAAAAUAGGUCUUUGGCAUAGACCUCUAGAAUUGACUGACAGAGAAAGAGCAGGAGAGAUCUACUUGGCCUUAUUACAAUGGUUGGGGCUUAGAGCUACAGCUUCAACAACCCCUAUGUUAAGCUAACCUGACCCUACUUAAACAGCGUAAUCAGUUGAUAAAUGCUACCUAGUUAAAUGUUGGUGCCCCAGAACUUCUGAAAUCAAAUUAAUGAUAAAAUUGCAGAUAACUGUGUUCAGGGUUCACAGAAGCCAUGUACAGCUCUGGGCAAUGCAGUAUCUACACUUGAAAAUAAAAUGUACUAAACUGCUAGGAUGCAGGUAAGUGGAAUAAUUAAUUAAAUAUAGUAUAGUUCUCGUUUCAUUAUAUUACUGCCUGAUGCUAUAAGUAUUCGAGUGUGCGGUUAAUUCAGCCAGUACAUUAUGUUUAUGUUUACAGAGAAUAUCCCAGAUAGUCUGCUUUAUAUCCACCGGGGUAGCAUGUCAUGGUUGGCUCAAACACGAGUGCAGUUCAAUCUGACCUUAUAUAGUCUGUACUGACUGACUGAGCAAAACAGAGACUACUAACUGCAUCUACUUUCUGUUUCAGAAAUGGCUUAUUUAUGUCUAUUUAUUAAUAUUUAAAGUUUGUUGAGUGAUUUGCACGGAAUAAAAAAUGAUAGUUUGUCCAAGUUGCAAAUGAGCAAUUAAUAAAAUGCAGCAACUUAGAUCUAAACUCUGGAUAGGAGUGAAUUGAAAACCAAAUAUACGUCUUCAUUUUGCAAUCUGGAUUUUAAUUCAGUACAAUUCAGAGUUUAGUGUAUAAUCCUGGCAGAGUUUUUCACACCUAAACGUGAGAAGUGUUACACAUAAUUUAAUUGUAUGAAGAUGCUUCAGUGAAAAGGCGUUGUUGGAGGGGGUGGGGGGGAGGCAUUGGGGGCUGAAGCCCAGGAUAUGGGACCCUUUAGCCCCAGAUCUGCUUUUUUUAAAGGGGAAACCAAACAAUAGACUUGUUAAAGGACCACUCUAGGCACCCAGGCCACUUCAGCUUAAUGAAGUCGUCUGGGUGCCAGGUCCCUCUAGGGUUAACCCUUUUUUUUUAUAAACAUAGCAGUUUCAGAGAAACUGCUAUGUUUCUAAAUAGGUUAAUCCAGCCUAUAAAGCCUCUAGUGACUGUCUCACUGACAGCCGCUAGAGGCGUUUGCGUGCUUCUCACUGUGAAAAUCACAGUGAGAAGAUGCCAGCGUCCAUAGGAAAGCAUUAUGAAUGCUUUCCUAUGAGACUGGCUGAAUGCGCGCGCAGCUCCUGUUGCGCAUGCACAUUCAGCCGAAGAGGAGGAUCGGAGGGGGAGAGGAGGAGGAGAGCUCCCCGCCCGGCGCUGGAAAUAAAGGUCUGUUUUAACCCUUUCCUCUCCCCAGAGCCCGGCGGGAGGGGGACCCUGAGGGUGGGGGCACCCUCAGGGCACUAUAGUGCCAGGAAAACGAGUAUUUUUUCCUGGCACUAUAGUGGUCCUUUAAGAUCUUUUGCCGAGGAUUAUUUAACUAUUUACCCACCAACAAGUAGCGCUGCUAACAGGCAAAUAAAAUGUAAAAUGUUCGUUUACUUGCAUGAAAGCAUUGUAUUAAAACCAGUGCUUUGUGAAUCUUCCGAAUCCUUUAGUUUGUAUUGAUUUUAAUCCUGACACUGAAUGUAUCUGGGUGAUUGUUGCAGAUUCGCUGACUGUAGUUAGCUUUAGUAAAUAGGAGAACUACCAUUGCGCUGAGAAUUCAAUCAUUUUCACCGGAUUUUGUCCACACAGUCUAAAUCGGCGCAUGGGGGGAGGGGGUUUAGUGAUAGUGAAUAACCCCAUAAGUUUUCAAUUCUCUACAUUUUGGUAAAUUACGCAUGCUGCACAAAUUGCCACGAAUCAUAUAUAUUGUUAAUUUUGAUUUAAGUAGUGCCCAGAUUUGCAGUAAGUCAUUUAGGAGCAAACAGCAGAUAAUCCCAUCUAAACCCAGGUCGUGCCAGUAAGCUAAAGUACUCUGCAGCUAUUAGUUCAUCACAAUAAAAUGUCAAAUUUAAUGAAAAGAUUGCGGUGCAAGCAGAGCUAUAAAUGUGACAAGAUGCAGUCUGCAAGUUACUGGGAAAACUUUGAAAGUAACAUAGACAGCCUGAAGUAGCCAGUCCCUUUUUGUCACCUUUUCAGUUAGAUUUAUGGUUGCAGCAUCUGUCACGAUUUUGCAUGAUUCUGUUUUUUUCAGAGCAUGCACCCUUCUCAUUAAAGCAAAUGAAAAUGUAGAAUAUUCUUUGACAGAAUUAACAAUUAGAGAUCCGGUUUACAGCAGGAAGUCCAGAACUCUCAGUGCACGUAUCAUGCAUAAAAUCACAUGAAAUGAGGAUAUUACAGUUUAUAUACCUUCUUCACCUCUUCUCUCUGUGCAUGUUCUGUACACCAAUUACUUGUCAAAUAUCUCCAUUCUAUAAUUGUCGAGAGCUGCAGAAUCUGUGGGCGCUAUGUAAAUGAUAGACAGCCUAUUACAUUACAGCCUAGGGAUAUCUCUAGUGGCCAAAAGGAAAGAACUGGCACCCCCUAGGGGGACUGUGCCAGGUACGACCUAAUAGGGGUUAACCCUCACUAAUGUGCUACUACAAAAGAAAAAGAGGGAUCCCGUGGGCAAACAACACCCCUGGAGUCACAAAACAGGAAGUCCCUUAAAAGUCCACAUAUGUGUGCUUAAAACAUAACUUUUAUUAAUCGCUAUUGAAUAAAAGACCCAUGCUGAAAGCGAAGAACAAAGAUAAAAGCUGCGCCAAAUAUAACCGAUAGAUAAGAGAUAGUUAGGUAGUCCAAAUAUAAAUAUAAAAAUCUUAGCUAAAAUAGAUAUUCCUUAGAUCAAAUAGUCUGUGCUUUGCUUUAUCAGGAGCAAUGUUCUCGCUGUCCUUCCUCAGGGUGAUCCAAUAAUAUGAAACGAUAAAACAGAUAAAAGACCAAAUGGUGUAAUAUGUUCACUAGAAGAAGAUGGUAAUGCACUCACAUUUUUUAGAGCUAUAGCUAGCUCUAGUAUAGAAAGCGUACAGCGGUAAAAUCCCCACUUAUGGGAUAUGACGCAACUUUCUUUCUUCAAAGGUGUGUGGACCACUCAAAAAGAAUAAAAGGAGACAACCAAUAGUGCUCUCUGAUUAAAAACGGUAUAGAAAUAAAAUAAGUAUAAAAUGGUACUCACAAGGAUGGAGCAGACAGACUGCUCCUUGGUGAUAGCGUAGGUGGAAUAAUCCCCACCGCGGAUUGCUUGGAGUCCAGGAUAAUAAAAAUGCCAGGAAUAGAAAUAAAAUAUAAGGUGUAUUAUAAAGAUGAUUGGCACAAUAAAAAAAUUGUCCAAAAAAUCUUUAAUAAGUGAAAUACACAAUAAAAAUAACCAUAAACGCAUUUCGCCUAAAAGGCUUUAUCAAUCUUUAUAAUAAAAAAGUUUUUUUAUUCCAUAUUGAUAAAGCCUUUUAGGCGAAACGCGUUUAUGGUUAUUUUUAUUGUGUAUUUUACUUAUUAAAGAUUUUUUGGACAAUUUUUUAUUGUGCCAAUCAUCUUUAUAAUACACCUUAUAUUUUACUUUUAUUAUCCUGGACUCCAAGCAAUCUGUGGUGGGGAUUAUUCCACCUAUGCUAUCACCAAGGAGCAGUCUGUCUGCUCCAUCCUUGUGAGUACCAUUUUAUACUUAUUUUAUUUCUAUACUGUUUUUAAUCAGAGAGCACUAUUGGUUGUCUCCUUUUAUUCUUUUUGAGUGGUCCACACACCUUUGAAGAAAGAAAGUUGCGUCAUAUCCCAUAAGCGGGGAUUAUACCGCUGUACGCUUUCUAUACUAGAGCUAGCUAUAGCUCUAAAAAACGUGAGUGCAUUACCAUCUUCUUCUAACAUUUGUCGUACCCUAGUGAACAUAUUACACCAUUUGGUCUUUUAUCUGUCUUAUCUUUUCAUAUUAUUGGAUCCCCCUGAGGAAGGACAGCGAGAACAUUGCUCCUGAUCAAGCAAAGCACAGACUAUUUGAUCUAAGGAAUAUCUAUUUUAGCUAAGAUUUUUAUAUUUAUAUUUGGACUACCUAACUAUCUAUUAUCUAUCGGUUAUAUUUGGCGCAGCUUUUAUCUUUGUUCUUUUGUUGUUGUAUUUUAAGGGUUCUGAGGGAUUCCCUUUAAAGGCUGCUGCCUCAUUUUGUUAUUAAGCGCUUACUCUCUCUUUUUGAAAGCUAAGAGUCUAGUGACUAGAACGAACAUAAAGAUUAAAAAGUAAAAAGAGUGCAGACAGGAGAAAAAAAUGAAUAAUUCACUUGUAUAUAGGAAGGUUACCCUAAUAUUGUGGUCACUCGUGGACCCAAUAACAUCAAAGGGAAGUAACUCCUGUCCUAUAUAUUAAUGCCGUAAUUAGAUGUAGUGGGAUAAUCUAAUAUUUGCUGGGAGGCACAUGCCCUGUAUGAGUAAUGUAAGUAGAUAGAAAAUACAAUUGCCCAAAUGGCUCCACUUCAAUUCUACAACCGUAGAUUGCAGGUAGUAGUGAUAUCCUAUUGGGUAUCGGUAUCAAAAUAGAAUAACAACCGAUAGUUACAUGUAGGCAAAAAAUACGUAGUGAUCAGAGGUCCCUCAUACCCUUGUGGCACUAUAUAAGGCUAAGGUACACUCUUGCCAUAAUGCUUAAUUCCAUCUAAAUAAUAAAGUCCUGUGUGGGCUAAAGAGAGAAUCACCUUAGCUAUCUAAAAGGAAAGAUGAGUGCCUGGGGGGGUACCUGUAAGGGGGAAUGUUGGCCCUACAGAUGUCAGUAAUAUCUGUUGACCCUAAAUCCACUCCCCCCACCUCCUUUUACCAGGAUCCCCGUUAAAUCAACUAAUUGUCUCGGCUAAACUACGGUUCCUUAAAAUAAAAUAAAAUCAUAAUUUGAAGAAAAUGCCUGUCUGCUUUAAAGCUGCCUGACACGUGUUUCGGCGCUGCUACAGCGCCUUCAUCUGAGGCCAAAACAGUGGAGCUGACCUGUCAGAGUUGAAUAUAUGCGGAGAAUGGACCAGUGAAAGCUGGGGGUGUGUACGCCCCGUUCGCGCCCAAACCAGCAUUCAAACUGGUUACGCCCCCAUGAUUACGUAUCGCUAUACAAUUGGUGGCCAUUAAGUGAAUGAGUGUGUGUGUGUGUGUGUAUUACCCCGGUGAGUGCCAUCCCAAUAACGGCCAAACGGAUGAAUAAAGCUCUGCGGGGAGGAACCCAAAAUAUAAACUAGCAACUUAUGAGUUCAGCGUGUUACAGGCAUAUCAAUAUACAUUUAUGACAGGAUAUGUCUGCUGGUGGAUUAUAGGACGUGUGAAGAUCCUAUCUUGUCUCCACACAUUCCACACUUCCAACCAUUAAGGGGUGGGUAAGACCUGGGGUUUAUGGUCCCUCUGGACACUGAAGGACCCCAAUAAAUCAGGCUUUAUCAGCCUAUGGACUGGCAUCAUUCCAAGAUAGCCUUGUUAUACAGUACUGAUUGAACAAGAGUGUUACCCCUCUUAUAACAAUUAUAACAACAAUACUUUAUUGUAUACGGUAAGUUGGUUAUCAAAAUCACAUCCAGGUAAAUGUUCAUCUGUUAAUAAUAACGUCCUGAUUCUAAAAUAUUAGGAAACAUAUCCAGUACACCUCUUGGUCAAAACUCGAGCUAGUAAUGAACCUUCCUCCAUGCUAUACAUAUGCACUCAAUGACGGUCUAUCACAUUCACCAAUAAUUGUGAUUGUGUCCAUACCUCUCAGCUUGCCCAAGGACAGUGUUUUAGAGUGAAACUGUCAGUCACAAAUCAAGAAUAGCCAUAAAAAUGAAGUAUUCACAGUGACAUAUCCUCAUAUGUGGGCUAUAUUACAUGAGAAUAAUAUAAAAGGUUAGAAUAGAACAAGUACUCCUUGUUGGCCUUAUUUAGCAAUAAAGGGGGUGAAUGGAAAUCCCUCAUUUAGCCCGUUUGGAGCCAGAGUAUUAAACCUAUAUAUCCAAAAGGCUUCUCUUUUGAGUAGGGUUUGAUCCAAGUCUCCCCCUCUUAAGCCCAAGUGCACCUUUUUUAUUCCUGCAAAUCUAAUGCCUCCUGGAUCCCCAUGAUGGCAUGUCCUAAUAUGUCUUGCCACCGGGGUGUCUUUGAGGUUUCUAACGGAAUGUAUAUGUUCCAUGACUCGCCUCUUAAGGGGGCGGAUAGUCUUCCCUACAUAUCUCAGACCACAUACACAGGUUAGCAGGUACACGACCCCUUUUGAAUUACAAUUAAAAAAUUGUUUGACCCUACAUACAGUCUUAUCACCAGAAUCGGUGAGUGUUUUGGAGCCCUUGGUCAUGUACCUACAGGCCACACACCUGCCACAUUGAUAGGUGCCCUGUACAGAUAGCCAACUUUGUCUAACCUUUUUAGUUGAAAAGUGGCUAUGUACCAGAGUCUCUUUCAGGUUUUUUCCCCUUCGUGCUGUGAGAGAUACCUGUGGGGUCACCACUCCACUCAAAUGGGAAUCAUGAGACAAAAGGGGCCAGAACCUACCCAUAAUCCUCUUUGCUUGAUCCCACCCUGAAUCAAAAUUUGCUAUACAUCUGACGGGCUCUUGUUGGUUGGGUAUGGUCCUGUCUUGGAGGAGUUCCGCCCUAUCACUUAGAAGCGCUCUCUGAUAGGCAUAUUUCAGACAGCGGUUGGGGUAGCCCCUCUCUUUAAAUCUAAUUCUCAGUGACUUGGCUUGCUGGAUAAACUCCUCCAAAGUCGAACCGUUCCUCCUCAAACGGAGGUACUGUCCGACCGGAAUACCAGUGGCGUCUCUAGGAUUAAUUUUUAGGGGGGGCACAUGGAGGGCCAGAGACAAAAGUAGGGGGGCACAUUUAACCCCGCCCUCGCCGCAGUUUGACCCUGUCCCUGCCGCAUGUUAAGCCCCGCCCCCGACACAAUGUGUUUUUUGUUUUGUUUUUCAUAAUCCCUGGUGGAGAACUCAUUAUUUUGCACCAAGGAUUAUUAAAAAACAAACACAUUUUCCUUGAUACAGUCCAUACACACACACACACACACAAACUGCUGAGUCCAUGCAUACACACACACAGACUGCUGAGUCCUUACAGACACAGAGACUGCUGAGUCCAUACACACAUACAGACUGCUGAGUCCAUACACACACACACACACAGACUGCUGACCAUACACACACACACACACACACACACACACACAGACUGCUGAGUCCAUAUACACACAGACACACAGACUGCUGAGUCCAUACAAACACAGACACAUUGACUGCUGAGUACACACACACACACACACACAAACAGACUGCUGAGUUCAUACAGACACACACAGAGACUGCUGGGUCCAUACACACACACACACAUACACAUACUGCUGAGUCCAUACACACAGACUGCUGAGUCCACACACAAAUACACACACAUACACACACAGACUGCUGAGUUCAUACAGACACACACAGACUGCUGGGUCCAUAUACACACACACACUCACACACACAGACUGCUGAGUCCAUACACACACAUACACAGACUGCUGAGUCCAUACACACACACACAGACUGCUGAGUUCAUACAAACACACACACAGACUGCUGGGUCCACACACACACACACACACACACACACACACACAGACUGCUGUGUCCAUACACACACAUACAGAGACUGCUGAGUCCAUGAUACACACACACACUGCUGAGUUCAUACAGACACACGCACAGACUGCUGGGUCCACACACACACACACACACAGACUGCUGAGUCCAUACACACACAGACUGCUGAGUCCAUGCACACACAAACACACACAGACUGCUGAGUCCAUACAUACAGAGACAAACACAGACUGCUGAGUCCAUACAAACACAUACACACAGACUGCUGAGUCCAUACACACACAUACACAGACUGCCGAGUCCACACACACACACACAGACAGACUGCUGAGUCCAUACACACACAGACUGCCGAGUCCAUACACACACAGACACACAGACUGCUGACCACACACACACACACACACAGACUGCUGAGUCCAUAUACACACAGACACACAGACUGCUGAGUCCAUACAAACACAGACACACUGACUGCUGAGUACACACACAAAAACAGACUGCUGAGUUCAUACAGACACACACACAGACUGCUGGGUCCAUACACACACACACAUACACAGACUGCUGAGUCCAUACACACAGACUGCUGAGUCCACACACACACACACACACACAUACACACACACAGACUGCUGAGUUCAUACAGACACACACACAGACUGCUGGGUCCAUACACACACACACACACACACACACACAGACUGCUGAGUCCAUACACACACAUACACAGACUGCUGAGUCCAUACACACACACACAGACUGCUGAGUUCAUACAAACACACACAGAGACUGCUGGGUCCAUGCACACACACACACACACACACAGACUGAUGUGUCCAUACACACACAUACAAAGACUGCUGAGUCCAUACACACACUGCUGAGUUCAUACAGACACACACACAGACUGCUGGGUCCACACACACACACACAGACUGCUGAGUCCACACACACACAUACACAGACUGCUGAGUCCAUACACACACACAGACUGCUGAGUGCACACACACACACACACACAGACUGCUGAGUCCAUACGCACACACAGACUGCUGAGUGCACACACACACACACACACACAGACUGCUGAGUCCAUACACACACACACAGACUGCUGAGUCCAUAUACACACACAACACACACACACACACACACACAGACUGCUGAGUCCAUACACACACAAAGAGACACACAGAGACUGCUGAGUCCAUACACACACACACAGACUGCUGAGUCCAUACACACACACAGACUGCUGAGUCCAUACACACACACACCAAGCCUACCUGUCACUGGGGGCUGUUGCUGGGGGUCAGACAUCCAUCUUCCAUCCUUUCCAGCAGCAGCAAGGUCUGCUACUUAACGGUGGGGCUUAUGUGCGGGAGGCGGGGCUUCGUUUGGGGGCGGGGACUCUACCCGGGAGCCUGUCAGUGCUCCCUCCGGCCACAGACAGCCCCCAGCACCUAAGUCCUGCAUUCCCUCGGGCUGUCACAGAUUGUUACAGCCCAGGGAAUAUAAUUUUAAGCACAGCAUAUGGCCAGGAAGUUGCCAGCAUUUGGGGGUGCACAAGGGGGGCCCCAGCAUGAUGUGGGGGGCCAUGGCCUCCUCUGCCCCCCCCUAGUGAUGCCACUGCAGAAUACCCCUCUUUAGUGUGGUUGGAUGGUGACUUUCCCACCUCAACAUGGUGUUAGUAGAGGUGGGUUUCCUAAAAAGUGUGGUCUGGAUAAUAGAUUCAUCAGAGAUUUUAAAGGUGCAAUCUAGAAAGUUAAGGACUGUAUGCCCAAUUUCCAUCGUGAACCUUAGGUUCAAAUUAUUAGAGUUGAGUCUUUCAACAAAGGCAGUGAAGGAGUCCCCUGUGCCCAUCCAGACAACGAGGACAUCAUCUAUAUACCUUUUCCAUAAAAAGAUAUAUUCAGGAUAUUCAAUAUUCUCCUCUGAAAACACCACAUUCUCUUCCCACCAACCCAGGAUGGGGCAUAAGAUGGGGCACAAGCCGUACCCAUCGCAGUACCCUGCACCUGGUGAUAGUAUUGGCCAUUAAAAAGAAAGAAAUUGUGGGUUAACACAAACUCCAACAGUUCCAAUACAAGCAUUGUAUGACGUGAGUGUCUUGACCCUUGUGUCUCUAGGUAGUGCCGACUAUGUGCUAGGCCUAGGGAGUGGGGAAUUGAUGAGUAAAGAGCCUCCACAUCAAGGCUACAUAGCAGAGCCCCCUCUAGUAUGUUGGUAGAAGCUAGACACUUUAAAGUGUCCUUUGUAUCCUUUAAAUAAGAAGGAAGUUUUUCUACAAAAGGCCGAAGAACUCUAUCAAUAUAGAUACUGGCUCUACUUGUCAAGUUGUUUGAUCCGGACACAAUGGGUCUAGCUGUUAAAUGGGUAUACUGCUUGUAAACCUUUGGGAGGCAAUAGAAUGUUGAAACCAUCGGUUUUUUUUAUGUAAAUGUAUGCAUAUUCAUCUCUACUCAGAAUUCCAUCAUCGAAUACUGAGUCGAGGAGUCGUUUGAGGUCUACCAGAAACUUAGUUGAGGGGUCAGUAGGUAACGUUCUAUAAGUUUGACCAUCACCAAGUAUAUUCGUAGCCAAGUGAACAUACUGAGGUCUAUUCAUUACCACAAUGUUCCCCCCCUUGUCUGCUGGUUUUAUGAUGAUGUCCUCGUUAUCCUGCAGGUCACGGAGGGCCUUCCACUCUCCCCUGGAAAGAUUACUGUGUGGUCGGGGUUGUAACAAGUCAAUUUUGAGAUUUUGUAUCAUCUUACACGAGGAUUCAACAAACAUGUCUACUUUUUAAUCUUUAUGUUCGUUCUAGUCACUAGACUCUUAGCUUUCAGCAUGGGUCUUUUAUUCAAUAGCGAUUAAUAAAAGUUAUGUUUUAAGCACACAUAUGUGGACUUUCAAGGGACUUCCUGUUUUGUGACUCCAGGGGUGUUGUUUCCCCCUGGGAUCCCUCUUUUUCUUUUGUAAUAUCUCUAGUGGCCACUCCUCAGACAGCUACUAGAGGUGCUUCCUUGGGCAGUGCUGCACAGUGUAGAGCACUGAUGUUCAGCGACUCCACGCUCUGCAUGGGGACGCUGAACGCUUCCCAUAGAGAUACAGUGAAUCAAUGCAUCUCUAUGGGAACGUAUUGUAAUUGGCUGAGUUCAUCAAUUCUGAUGAUGUCAGCCAAGGAGGUGGAUCUGGAUAGCGCCUGGAAAAAAGGUCCUGGGGAAAAAAGGUGUUUUUUACUUAUUUAGGAGAUUUUAACACUAUAGGAUCAGGAAUACAUAUUUGUAUAGUGUUCCGUAAGGUAACUCUCUCCACUGAAAUGUUGCACAUUGCGAAACUGCAUUUUUCUUUCUUUCUUUUUCCUCUUCCUUUCUGUUCUCUUCUUUUUUUUCUUUCUCUCUUCAAUUGGUUUUCUUUCCACACCUAUCUGUCCUUUCGUGUAUUUUCAUUUGUUCUUUUCUUUUUAAUUUUUUUCCUUUUCGUUCCUUUUUUUUAAAUUUGAAAUGGUAACAUGUCCAAGCAGACUAAUAAAAUGAUAACUAGAUCUGUUAAAUGUAACCAGUGAUUGCAAUGGGAAACAUUUGUGCCAAUCUAUAGAAAGUGUAUGAGGGGCGCUGUCAGUAGUUCUGAUUAAUGGGUUCUAGCUCUCUAAAUGUGCGCUGUCCUGGGUGCUGAAACAUGAAUCAUUUUAUCCUUUCUAGUGUCUACCAUGCUGAUCUCUGGGUCCUAGACCUGAUAAUGAACCCAGAAUUUCCCUUCCAGACUCCUCUCAAUGUCACUCUCACUGUUUCCAGAUGCUGUUUUAUGUUUCGUUUCUGAUGCCAAUCUCCAGUGACUUUUCAUCAUAUGAAUUUGUAUCUCAAGUCUUUGAGAUAGUUGGCAUUUAGCCGUUUAAAGGUCCAUUUCCUGUAUUGGAGCUAUAUGUUUGCUUCCAGACAUGUUCCAUAAUAUGAGCAGAAAUUAAUUAGAUAAUAAUAGUAUCAUUGAGAACUAGAAUAUACUUGAAAACUAGCAAAAAGCCAAAUACAUGCUUACUGCAUUAUUGCAUUGUCUCCUCUGAGUUCUAUUCUUGUACGAAUCCUCGAAGAUGUCAUACUGUACUCCUGUCCCGACUGCCGUUUCUCAUGCACUCAUUAUGUGCUCCAGCGUUGCAAACUAUGGCCUCCAAAUAUUACUCAAUGACUUGACUUUAUGGUUCAUCACAGCCUCUGACUCUGCUCCUUCAGCCAAGUGAUUUAGGUUUCACGAAUACUGUUCUUCAAGUUGGAAGCUCGGAGACUAGAAUUGGCAUGUUUUCGUAAACGGCGUCAUUACUUUCAUUGAUGUAAUUUUAUUUCUAAAGUCUUGUGCUGUGUACAGCAAAUAAGUCGUGUUGUUUAUUUGAUUACACCACAAAUAAAUUGGAUUCCUCACAAACCGUUGACGUUAUGCACAAAUUUAUAUUCAUUUCCCCUUAUUACAUCCUAGCUGAGAGCAUCUGUAAGGCGAUUCUUGCCCAGACAUCGUGGCACAGUUCAGUAUAAUGUUUAUGUCUAUGUGACUGUUUACACGUUUGUAGCAUCUCCUGUGAGAUUUCAAAGGCUGAUCUGUCACUUUAAUGUUACAAGUGACUCACCUCUGAACGUCUUCGUUUGGUCAUCAGUCCCUUUCAUCCGCCCCAUUAUGGUUUUAAAAAUACACACAGGGGAAAAUGUCUGCUUGAUAAGAGCCUGACUGAUUCUUAACAUAACUGGGACUUCUGCCAAGGGUAUCUGUAUAUUUACAUAAACAUACUCGAAAUGUUUCAUGAGAAAGACAGAAAGGGAUAGAAACUGUUUUAGAAAAAAAGAGAGAAGGAAAAGGGAAAAUUCAAAGUGAAUUACAAAUGUAAAGUCAAAAUAACAGAAUUGACUUAGAGAGUGUUUCUGAUUCAGCUAGCGUGGCCUAAACAAUUAGAUGCACAAUAAAACAUGUAUAUAGAUAUAAAUGUUUUUUUAUUAUUUUUUGUUUUUAUUAAAAACACAGAUACACUUAAGUUUAUUCCAGUGGCGAACAUUCUCAUCACUACAGGGUGAUGCUCCCUGGCAAAAGUCUAAAAUGUCAUGAUUUUUGUCAAAUCUGAUGCAUCUUAGAAAAACUGCGUAUGUGCGGCAAUUGCUGUGAUCAACCAAUUCAAUAUUGGGCAAACAAAAUAUCCUGCAUCCACUUACUUUAAAUAUUCAAUUAUUGAAUUUAUUUGUGUUGGAAGAAUCAGAGACAAAACUGUUUUCAUUUGCACGUCUGCAAGGGCAGCAAAUCUGCUCCCAAAUGACUUUAUUGAAAUGAAGUGAUAUUAGUGUUUAGCCCGUCUCUUUAAAAUAAUCCCAUAUUUACACAAUGAGAAUUUUUAAAGCAGAACAAUUAAAAAUAAAUAAAUAAGUAAAAUAACAAGCAGCACAGAAUCAUAUUUUAAUUAUGACAACAAAAACAUUUAUAUACAAUGUAAGAACUAAAUGAAAGAAAUAUUCUUGUGGGUUUUACAAAAUUGCCAAAUUAUUGUGUCCAGGACAAGGUAACCACAGAAUUGCCACCGCUGAACAACAACCCCUAUGGUCUUAUCCUGUCUGUACUGGCUUUGGUAGCUAAUUUAAUGUAAACGCUACAGAGCUUUGGGAAUCCAUCCUAGUUUCUUAUCCUUAACCUGCAAUUGAUUUGGUGCAUCAAGAUACCCUUUUUUAAUAAAUAAGUAUAUAUUUUGGUAUUUACCAAACAUGAAGUAUUCUUUUAAGGGACACUAGAAUCAAAUAUAUGUUUCUUUAACAGCUCUGAUCUAUUAAAUUUAAGUAGGUGAACAUGUUUUAUAAUUAUUAUUAUUAUUAUUAUUACUAUUUAUUUUUUAAGUUUUGCUGCCAGAAACAUAAAGAAGGAAUAGUCAAAAUACACAUAGGAGCAAGCAGCAGAAAAUUUUCGAUUUAAACAGACGAGGACAAACGGCUAAAUUAAAAACACUAAAAACAUUAAAUCCUCUUAGCGCAGUACGAUAAAGAAUGGCCGGGAGUUCCCAUACCAUUAGAACACUUGUAAUGCAAUAAAGCCCAUCUUCGCUCUUAUUAACAAUUAAGACAGAUACCGGUCAAAGUGUAAUGUUUUCCCUUUAAUUACGAAGCAGAGGAGUAGAUGAUGACAAAAGAGAGAUUUAUCAAAGUGUUUUAAAAAGUGGUCUAAAAUACUAGAAGUGGGCAGUCACCAUAGAAACCAGUGGACUAAGCAGACAUAUUCCAUUGGUGACUCUUCACCAAUAUUCCAUUUUUGCAGAACUUUAUAGUACAGAACGCAUUGAUAAAUCUCCCCCAGAUGUGUCUGAAGAUUGAAUGGCAGUAAAUGACGAAUUUGAAAGAAACAGCAAAUUACAAUUGAAGAAGAGGGACUGUCCGCAAAUCUACAUCUAGCAAUCGCCGGGCUAUGAAGCUCUACCCACGCCACAAAAAUACUGCGGGAAACGUUCCCAGCUUAUUUCUUUAUUUAAAGGAACAUUAUAAAGUAUACAAAAGUGUAUUCCUAACGCUAUCGUGUCCCUUUGUGCCCCCCACCCUUACAAUCUGCAUGGGUGAAAGACCCUAAAAUCACUUACCUGAUUCCAGUGCCACUCUCCCUCUGUGCUGGGUAGAUGCUCUGCCUCCUGCUUCAAUGCUUUCCUAUGGAAUUUAACUGACGCUGGAAGUCCUCAUACAGAGCGCGAGGACGUCCAGCGUCAGUUAGGCGGCCAAAAGUCGCUUAACCACCAGAAAAUGCCUCUUGUUCCUGUCUGACAGCCACUAGAGGCAGUCUUAGUCCGGCAAGGUAGUUAUUACAGUUUCUCUAAUACUACAAUGAUUUCCAUUGCAGGAAUAAGGGGGAUAGGGACAAUGCACCCAGAUCACUUCAAUGAGCUGAAAUGACCUGGGUGACUAUAGUGUCCUUUUAAGCAGACUGAUUAAUAUGCUUUGAGAUAGGGUGAUUUUUUUUUAUUUGUAAUGGUCUUAGUAUUUGAAGCUUCUGGUUUAACCGAUCAAUCACAAUUUAAAUCCAUGAUAAGUUUUCAGAGCAUCAGAUCUUUGCAAUUUGAAUUCUACCCAGCAUUGAUACACCGAGCAAGAGAACAUGUUCUAUUCUUCUGUGACAUAUUGCCAUCUCUUUAUGGAACAGUAAAUUAUCGGAGGCUGUAAAUGUCAUAGUGGAUUGAAAGCCAAGGCUUAAACCCACGAAUAUUAAUGAAUGUUUCUGAUUGUAAACCAGGGUGUGCAGGAGAAAUAUAUAUCACGGCAGUGGAGUUAAAGAGACAAAGAACCAAAAGUCCAAAACCACAACAACCCCGAACUGUAUCGAGGGAAUGAGAGAUCUACUUUUUUUCAUAGUUCAAUAUGCCUGACAAACUGAAUAUUCUUUGCUUAGGCAUGUUGUGUGAGUGUAUGUGGGUAGCCUAUCUAUAAUAUUGUGUUCAAGAUUGUGAUUGUGUUGCUGGGAAUGGUGGGGUGGCAGUUAAAAAAAAAAUAUGACUGUUGGUCAAAGAUUGUAUGUUUUAAUUAGAAGGCAUUUGAACCUGUUUCAGGAUACUCUUACCUCAUAAUAGAUUCAAUUACUUGCCUACCUAUUUUCACCUACCUGAUACCAUUUGUCAUUUAUUUAAGGAUAUCAAUAGCUUCACAGGAAUCCCACAUCAGCAAGAUCCUUUUCAGUGUUUCCCAACCCAGUCCUCAAGGCACACCUACCAGUCCAGGAUUUAGGGAUUACCCAGUUGUGUCUAAGGUGUUUUUACAAAGAAGAAAAAAAACACCUUAGACACAACUGGGUAAUCCCUAAAUCCUGGACUGGUAGGUGUGCCUUGAGGACUGGGUUGGGAAACACUGCUUUAUGUCAUGCCCAGCAUGCAUAACUCAUUGUUGCACUAUAGAAAUAUUGUUAUUAAAUGGGACGUGCGGAGUGUAUACAUGGAAUGAUUACCUCGUAGAGGAGGUAUAUCUGAUUACAGCAUUGUCAGGGUUAGUAUGGUUGUAUAGGAAUGUGUUACGUGUUAGAUCACAGGGCAAGAUUUGAAAAAUAAAUUCUCCCUUUGAAGCCAGGCACCCAUCUGUGUCCCUCUGGCCAGGUGUGAAAUCAUGCACCCCAUUGGACGUUCAUGUCUAUGUCCUGUCAGAAGUUCUUAUUAAGAAAAUACUGAGCUGGUUACCAAAACACACCGUGCUCCAGCAAAUUAUAUAAAUCAUUGCAGCUUUAUUAGUGUGAACAAUAGCAUAACGAAUUGCACCAUGGGGGAGGGUGCCAAAGCCUUACUCGUUCCAGACCCUGAGGUCUAUGGGGAAGAUGAUCUCAUCUAACAAUUCGCCUCUUUCAAAACUCCCUCGUGGUACUAUCUUAUCUAAAUUUGGGGUGCAUACUUCCCUCUGUUCUACGAGUCUGUGACUUCAGGACCUUUAUUGAGGUGGGGCGACCUUGCUCUGGACAAAGUUUGGGUUGUGGAAGAAGAGAAAUCUGAGAAAUUUACACAAUAAUAUUGAUAAAGUUAUCAGGAAUGCAGACAUGGAAGGGAAAUUGUGGAUAAGGAAUCUUGGAGAAUUUUAACUGACACUACCUACUGGUAUUAGGUUCUUAGUUUUGAUGCAACCUUCAAUUUUGAUAAAGAGUUGCAAGUACUAAUAGACCGUAACCAUUCACAAUACAUUGUACAAAUGAGUAAAAAUUAUUUUAUUUAAAAUCCCUUGACAAACCCAGUGAAACCCAGUGAAACCCAGUGCCCCAUAAUAUCCUUUAUUUUAUGACGCACAUUCCAACUUUCUAAAUCGACAGACUUCAACCUUCAACGGUAUGUCAUUCACUUACAUAUAUUAGAGAAUCUGACAUAUCCUUGAAUGCCUAGCAGAUAUAGAGUGGAGUCCUGAUUAUUUAUGAAUCACAGCAGAAGUCAGUGCUCUGUAUAACAAGAGAGAUAAUAAAUUAUGCAUAAUCACUGUACAUCAUGUUUUAUUUAAUGACCCACCAAGGCCGGAUUCCCUAUUAGACCGAAUAGGAACAUGUAGAGGGAGCCUAUUUACAGCAUUUAUAAUGUGUCUUUUUGGAGGUCAGGUGGGCUGACGGAGAGAGAUAAGUACCAGAAGCACUGGCCAGUGUCCUCUGUAGUCCAGUCAGCCUCCUAUGUUUGAUAGCAGAGCUGCAGGUACAGUUAUAGAGGGAGUAAAACUCAGUGCUAGCUCAGUGCUAUCUGCACGUAGAACACAUAGGGGCCUAUUCACUCGCUAUCUGCACGUAGAACACAUAGGGGCUUAUUCACUCAUUAUCUGCACGUAGAACACAUAGGGGAUUAUUCACUCACUAUCUGCAUGUAGAACACAUAGGGGCUUAUUCACUCAUUAUCUGCACGUAGAACACAUAGGGGCUUAUUCACUCAUUAUCUGCACGUAGAACACAUAGGGGCUUAUUCACUCAUUAUCUGCACGUAGAACACAUAGGGGCUUAUUAACUCACUAUCUGCAUGUGGAACACAUAGGGGCUUAUUAACUCAUUAUCUGCAUGUAGAACACAUAGGGGCUUAUUAACUCAUUAUCUGCAUGUGGAACACAUAGGGGCUUAUUCACUCAUUAUCUGCACGUAGAACACAUAGGGGCUUAUUCACUCACUAUCUGCAUGUGGAACACAUAGGGGCUUAUUCACUCACUGCAUCUGCAUGUAGAACACAUAGGGGCUUAUUCACUCACUAUCUGCAUGUGGAACACAUAGGGGCUUAUUCACUCACUGUCUGCAUGUGGAACACAUAGGGGCUUAUUCACUCAUUAUCUGCACGUAGAACACAUAGGGACUUAUUCACUCAUUAUCUGCAUGUGGAACACAUAGGGGCUUAUUAACUCAUUAUCUGCAUGUGGAACACAUAGGGGCUUAUUCACUCACUAUCUGCAUGUGGAACACAUAGGGGCUUAUUCACUCACUAUCUGCAUGUAGAACACAUAGGGGCUUAUUCACUCACUAUCUGCAUGUGGAACACAUAGGGGCUUAUUCACUCACUAUCUGCACGUAGAACACAUAGGGGCUUAUUCACUCACUAUCUGCACGUAGAACACAUAGGGGCUUAUUCACUCACUAUCUGCAUGUGGAACACAUAGGGGCUUAUUCACUCAUUAUCUGCACGUAGAACACAUAGGGGCUUAUUCACUCACUAUCUGCAUGUGGAACACAUAGGGGCUUAUUCACUCACUGUCUGCAUGUGGAACACAUAGGGGCUUAUUCACUCAUUAUCUGCACGUAGAACACAUAGGGGCUUACUCACACAGUGUGUUCUGUUAAACUAGCAACAAAAUAGCAGUAUUUAGGGCACAUUGUGUAGACAUUUAAAUAUAUUAUGGGAAAUGUAAAUAUCACCCGUGUGAUGUAAAUGUCUGCAAUUAAGAUUAUACAAUAGCAAAUCUUCUGUUCAAUCAGUAAGCAAAACAUGGCAGAUCAAUAAUAUUUAAACAAAUGGGUUGCAUAGACAUAAAUGUGGUCAAAGCCUCUAAUGAAAGGCAACCAUUAAAUGGGAAAACUCACCUUUAUUCCAGCGCCGCGCAGGUCUGAUGGUGCUCGCUCCGCCCCUGCCCUGCCUCCUGCCUGAGACCAUCAGAAUUUCCUAUGGGAAUGCGCUGGAUUGACUGAGAUUGUCAAUUCUGAUGAUCGCAGCCAAUUAGGCGGGGACAGAGCCAAACACCACGUCUGCUAAUCAGCCAAAGUUCAGUGUUUCCAUGCAGAGCGUGGAGACGCAAAACGUUAGUGCUGCACAACCCAGUAGGCACCUAUAGUGGUUUUCUGAGUGACUGCCACUAGAGGUGUCCCUAGGCAGCAAUGUAAACACUGCCUUUUCUCUGAAAGAGAAGUGUUUACAUUAAAAAGUCUUCAGCGACUGACUAUACUCACCAGAACAACUACAUUAAGCUGUAGUUGUUUUGGUGACUAUAAUGCCCCUUUAAUUUUUAAGGAGGCAAGCUUAUAUUUGUGGUAUAGUAAGAUUGUGUCUUAAUUUUUUUACCAAGAUGAUCUAUCAUAAAUACCAAAUAGCUGAAUGAUGUGGAUAUCAAAACUUAAUGGAAAAAUUUACACAGUUGCUAUGGUAAAAAAAUAAACAAGCCCUUCCGUGUUGUCAUGGUGAUACAUAAACUAUGAGGACAGAAUAAACAGCAUAAUGGAUUAAAUAAAAUACAUAUAACACAAGAUGAAAUGUGAUACAUGCAUGGACAUAAAUAUAGUAAUAAGAAAGCCAUAGAUAGAGCAGGUGGUCUUAGCUCAGUCCAAUGUGAAGUACGGAUCCUAAUUUAAAGUCCUCUGGAAUUGUUGUAUUGAUACGUGAAACAAUGCAAUAGAGUGUAUAUUGGUAGCAUACCGCUGCCUUUAUUUACAAGUGUAAUGUCAAUUGGAGAAAAGAACAUACAACGAGCAAUCUCAGCUACAAGCUACUGCCGAGAAAAACAAACACCCCUUGCUACAAAAAUACCACAUUGGCAUUUUGUGGACCAUAGCUACAAGGUGAAUUCAUUAACACUUAAGACGUUUUCUUUAAAAAUGUCAGACCUAUGGUGUAUGUAGUGCCUAUAAUUAAGAUGGAAUACUUAGAAUACAGACAAAGCGAUGUCUUAAAGCACUCAGAAGGGGAUUACAUCUUGUCGACUGUCUGGGACCUGUGCAUUUAAGGAGUUGUAUUCCCCUCAACCUCUAUUUUCUUUACCCUUCUGCAAGCCACUUUUCCAUAACUUUUUGAUAUGACCUAACCAAACUACAAAAUUGUUUUGAGGCGUGCUCUCAAGGCCUGGACUUGUCCACUCAGAUAUUUCCUUGGUUCUGUGAAUUUACUGUUCAGAAACUCCUCAUUGAUUUGUACUUGUCCCCCCAGGCCAAAUGUUAUCCUUUUUUAACUGUUAAUGUGUAUUAAGAAUUUUUCUGAAUGUCCCUGUGUUAAUGUACAUCUUUUCUCGGAAGUUCCACAAAAAAACUUUCCUGGGGAAAAUAUAUAGAUAACAAGUAAUAAAAAUAGUUUUUAGAAGGGCUCUGAUGGGCUUCAAAACGUAGAACUGUGACAAGUAAUAGACGUGAAAAUGUAUCUAUUUAGGACUAUGCUAAGCCAGUCAGUUGGCAAUUGAGCAUGCAAUGUACAACUGCCUUGAUGUCGAAAACAUUCGUCUUAGCUGAGUGUGUAUAACAGAUGGAAGGCUAAAGUUCAUUUGCUCGUUGGCUUUACUUGAACAGGUGCUGUGAUUUUGUAUUUUAUUUCUUUACAAAGAGACUCAGAUAUGGGUGAUGCGAUAGUCAUCUCUUGUGCAAACCGCGUAAUAAUGAGCUGCUCUGAUAAGGAGUUAGACCUGCACAGCUUUUUCCAUCAUGCGAUUCAUCCCGUCUGCUGCUGGUAAUUAAAACCUCCAGGAGAGAAAGUGCGCUGUUUAAAAAUAAACAGAUACAGAUUAACAUCGUUUCCCGAAUGCAAGCUGAAUGACUACGUUUCGGAGAGACCUCUGUCAAAAGUCCCCAUGGGUGAAAAUUAUAGCUUGCCAAAUUGGUUGAUGUGGAGCGUAAACAGGAACCUAUUACCGGUAAUUGGUUUGGAGUAGAAAACCAGAUUUUUCCAUCUUGUCAACACAACAGCACAGGGGGUUUAUUUCCUAAAUACGGAAAUGUGCCGACUUGGCAAACAACGAGCUUAUCCUCCCCAUUGAGCCUAUGUAAGUGCCAUCUUACUAAACCCAGCCAUUCGGCUCUGCAUUUAACCUGUAGAGUUUAUUGUAAAAUUAGAAUAAGAAAAAAACACUUACAUCCCUUUAGUAGCUCUUAUAGAGUGUGCUGACAAAGAAGGGCGUUAAACAUAUAUAAUGCUGUUUAAGUGUCUGUGUGUUAGUAAUGUAUUCACUAGAGUGCUGCUUUGUUGCACUAACAAUAUAGUGUUUCUAGAAAAAACUGGGCAUUAGGAUAGAAAAGAGGGACAGAGGGAUUUUGGCUCAAAGUAGGGACUCUCCUUCCUUGGGAGGUAUAGUGCAGGGUACACCACUGGACUCAACAGUGCUAUAACUGUAUCACUGUUACAUUAUAAUUAUAGUUUAACAUUUCAUGGAUAAAUUUGAUAGCAGUUUGCUAACACAAUGUGAAAAUGACAUCUAUCCUCUUUAUACUUUUACUUGCUUGAUAGGUGCACAUACAUGCAAACACACCUAACGUGCAUGUGUUUGAUCAAUGUAACAUACAUAAAACUUACAGAACACACAUAAAGCAUAUAUUUCGGAAUAAUAACAUACACACAACAUUUAACCUAUUGACAAAUAAAACUUUGGGGUCGCGGCCUCAACCACAUGGCGGAUGGACGCGUUGUGAGAGAGCUCCUGCUUUAGUUUGAAUAAUACGCUCUUAUAGCCCACUCACAAUGCCCUAUCGUGAAUCCCACAGACUCGGGCAGAGGAGCGGAGUCCUCCGUGGUGCCCCACAGCAGGGACAUCCCUGGGAUGCCGGUGAGGCCCUGCACACUCGGAAGUCGGGAGGUGGACGAUUUCCCGAACCAUGAGCCGAGACUUCAAGUCUGUGGACUAAAGCUACCCAGUAACCCCCCCCCCCCCGCGCUUUGGAUCGGCGGGGCCAGAGGCGUAACUACAAACCACAGGGCCCCAGUGCAAAUUUUUCCCUCGGGCCCCCUCUAUAGGUUUACCCCCUUCUCAUACAUCUACUUCCCCCCCAGAGGUCUCCCCACCUAAACGUCUACUUCCUCCUGUAGGUCUUCUUCUCCCCUCCCCCCAUAUAUCCAUGCCCCUCCCCACACACACAUGCAGGCAAACAGAUACACAUGCAGACACACAUACAGGCACACACACACAUACAUACAUACAUACACAUACAGACACAUACGGACACAUACAUAUACACACACACACAUAAAUACACUCAGACAUACACACACAGAGACACAUACACACACAUACAUACAGACACACAUGCACACAUACAAAGAAACAUACAUACAGACACACAUACACAAACUCACACACACACAUAUAGAGACACAUACAUACAGACACACAUACAGAGACAUACAUACAGACACACAUACAGAGACACACAUGCAAAAUGUUUAAGUCACCCUCCUGUUUCCUACCUUUUAGAUGCAGGAGGGUGACUUUUCAUGGUUUCCAGUGGUGGCUCAGGCUGAUGGGAGUCUCCUUUCUUCAGCGCAGCUCUUUCUGAUAGCUGGAAGGAUUGACCGGGGCAGUCACUUCCUCCCAGCAUCUGACAUCAUCACAGGGGGCUUGGUUGCGCUGUUAAAGUAGAGCUGACCGAGGCUCUCUGGAUAUUCAUGGGCCACCCGAUGGACACCUUCAAUGCGGCCCCGAGGCCACAAUACAUGGUGGUGGGCACCUGGUCGCAGGGGUCUGCAGGGUGGCAGUGAUAGGCCCAGUCGUAGCUGCGACCCCUGUGUUGAAUAUAUGUGUUGCUUAGCUUGCGAAAUGCUGUGGGGGCACCUCAAGCAUGUUGUACACUUUUGCACCACUUAUGCGCACUUGAAUACGGCUCAGAAUGCCAAAUUCGCCAGACCGAUCUUAUGACGCCUGUAAGCAGUCUAUAGGGCUUUUGUACCAUCCACGAAUCAUAUAAAAUUCUAGGAUGACGUAGGCUAAUAGGAAUGAAGUCCAUAUGAUUUAUACUCGCCUCUCUCACUACAUGUUACCUUGUUGUGGUUCUAUUUAACCCAAUAGUGCGUUUUUAUGUAUCCUUAUUCUGGUAUCUGAUUCUUGGAUUGUUUAACGUACUCAUUUGAUCUCGACUAGUUUACUGUUAUCCAGUUUUCUCCUAUCCUUGAUCCCGGCUAUUCUCUCUAACAUUGUCCAUCAUCAGUCCGGCCACUCUAAGGACUGGUACACGGAAAGUCCAUUUGCUGUGAUAUAGGUCUGUACAUUAAGGUUCCUACACUUUCCUGUCAAAAAGAAAAUCUAUAUACAUUCACAUGUUAAAAAAAUUCAGUAAGAUUUCGAAUAGAUGCAUGCCGACCUUUGAUGUGUUUGUCAUGUAGCUCAUUAUCUUUGACAGCUUUCAAAUAGACUUAUCUCUAUCGAGUUACGCCUUUUGUUUUGUUGCUGGGUUUGUUAUUUCUCUGCACAAUCUGAUAACUAACUGAAAGUUUGCUGUUUGUUGUGUUUUUUUCUUUCUAGUUUAUAUUUUAUAAUUCGCAUCUCUUAUCCUGGUAUCCUGGCACAGAAAUACACAAAUCUCUACUAGAACUGAUAUCCUUCAUCUUUAAUUUUUGUUGGCCAUCAUUACAAAUUUUGCCCUUUUCGGCUAUGGAACAUAGUGGAAGAGGAAAAACUAAACAUGGAUUCAGUUCUCCUAAUUUGCAUUGCGUGCCCUAGCUGUGCCUUGAUUGUACUGGGUUCUGAUGGCACAUACUAAAAUUUUAAGAAGCAUUUUAAAUUGAACCUGUUGUCAAAACAGUCAACUUACCUUAAAUUGCUCCCAUAUAAAUUGAAUACGUUGUAUAUCAAAUACAUAAUGCACUGAAUGUAAAAUAUAGAGAAAUACUUAUCUUUCCCCUGUUCCAGCGCCACCAUCUUCAAGCUUCAUGGGCAUUACACUUUAUGUAAAACCCAUCUUCUUACAAUUUCUGAAUAUAUUAUAUUACUUUUUAUAAUUUCCCUCACUAGACAUUAUGUACAUUAAAUUUGAUUGUAUUUAGAUAAUGCCCAAGUAUCAAUGAAAGCCCCAGGAGAUCUGACAGUUUUGCACCUUCUAACUUUUGCAAUUUCUUUGUCAAUAUUCUACAAAUUCCAUUUUAGUAAAUAAUUCCAUUUAUGUAGAAUCCAUAGUCCAAAAUAUUAUGUUUUUCAGGCCUUGACAUAUUUACGUUUCCUUUCCUUUGAGCGGCUAUAAGGCACUAGGUGAAAAUGGACCAUUUUAGCAAUUGGAAAAUGGAAUUGGGAAAAACCUCCACUAAGGGUCAGGACUGCUUCUAAAGUACCAGGGGUGAUACUGCACUGACAUUGUAUUCAGGGGAGGAGAGAUGAAACUCCGAGAUAUGACUGUGCUGCAAGAAUUGCAAACAAAUUAUAUAUUGAGAGAGGAAUGGAAUUUACAUUUCACAAAUUAAAUAUUUUCUCCUAACAUAAGGAUGGACCUUCCCUUUAUAUAAAUUUACAUAUGGUGCUUGUAUUUUCAUUAUAAAUAUUGAAAAGCAUUUAUUUUUGGUUUGUUUAUUUUUAAACCUAAUGCUGAUCAUGACGUUUCACCCCCCUGUUUUCGAGGUUUGUUCGCCAGCAGUGAGAGAGUUAAUGUAUGCAAUAUGUAUAGGUCCCCCCAUCUCUUCUAUAGUGCUUUGCCAGUCAGUGACCUGUAUCUGCUGUUCACCUGUCUCAGGGAGCCUGCAGCUGAUAACUAGCUCAGCCAAGCAGAACUUCAUUUCAAUCUGCAGUGGCUGCUGCCUGGGUUCUUAAAGGGACACCGUAGGCUCUGUAUCUGCUUCAUCUCAUUAAACUGGUUAUAGUGUAUGGAGUCCCCUGGUGCCAUCAUUUCUUUCAGCAUUAAACAGUUUUUAAUGUUGUAAUGUUUUAAUGCUAAACAAGACACCACGGCAGUCCAAUACCUCUGUGUUGCGUUGGCUAAUAAGGAAGUAUUACCCUGAGCAGCAAUGGGCAGCUGUGAUUGGCUGAGAGUGUCAGCUGAAUGAUUUUAGCCUGUCAGAGUUCCAACUGACGGUAUGAAUGGGUAUGACAACUAGGAAGUGUGUAAUCUCUGCCUUAGCUACAGAUACAGAAGGGGCCGGACUGUGGGUGGCCAGGGACUCUUAUUUUGUGGCAUACUGCACAAACAUGGUGCAACACUGAAUGGAGGGACAGUACCAGGGCACUCCAGGCACUAUAACCAAUUCAAAGAGACAAAGUGGUUGUAGUGACUACAGUGUCCCUUUAAAUAGGGUAAUAACCUGAGCGUGGGCUCUGCCUGAAUUAAACAUAAACUCACCAGUUAAUCCCAAUCCCUGUCUGUGUGACGGCCAUUCCUCGGGAUUGUGGUGUGUAUUGAUUGGUUCUGUUAAAAAUAAUAAAUAUCUGUGUUUAUGCCCCGUAAAUGUUUAACGUUUACAAUCUACAGACUGAAGUAGUUAAAGGAACACUCUUUGCACCAAAAUAUUGAUGCAGUGGUUUUGGUGCACAGAUGCUGUUCUUUACCUCUGACAAUGUAAAUCAUUGCUGUUUGUUAGAAAUGGCAAUGUUUACAUUUGUCAUAGAAGACUUCUCUAAUGAUUAUCAGAAUGACAGAUACUAGAGGCGCUUCCUUAUGAAGACUUUUAAAUAAAGGUCUUCACAUUCUGUGACAUCACCCUCGCUGUGCCUCUCACAGUAAAAGCACCGAAUUCGAUGCUUCUCUAUAAGAAUUUGAUUGGUGGUGCUGUGGCUAUUACCACGGAUGAGUUGCAGGUCUCCAAAGUUCCUUUUUGAGAAGCAUCGAAUUCUACAAAGAUCAUCACAGCUCAUGACCAUAGGUCAGUUUAACAGCAAAAAAAACCCAAUUCUAAUUCUAAGAUAUAAAUUUAACCACUGAAAUUACAAAGUUAUCUAGGUUAAAACAUUUCACACAUUUCUUUCUGCUGUUGAAAGAGGCCUACAUCCAUGUGUUUACACAGAGCAGCAAUUGGCACCUCAUGCAUUAAACAUGAAAAUCACGCCAUAUGUGAGAUGGUAGUCCAUGGCUACCAGAUAUGAUUGACAGCAUAUGAUGUAUGCAAUCACCCUUUAAAGCUAUCACACUAAAAAGGAUCCUUAUAGGAAAUAUAACAUGUGCAACAUGUUGACAACACUGUUGUCAGCAGAAUUGAAAUUGGAAAAGUAGUAUAGAAAGGACUGGAGGACCAAUGUCAGAGAUCUAGAGGCAAUUAUAGCAUUUUAUAGGACAAAUAUAUUUAUAGGACUCAGUAUUGUUCUAUACAGUGAAUAGAUUGUGCACUGCCUAACUACUGCACUUACUGCACAUCAUCUAAUAUAACCUGUAAAGUGCUGAGUACACCUGUUAGUACUAUAUAAAUAAAAUAUAUAUACACUGUAUACAUAAUGCACUUACUGUACCUCCCUCUACUGUAAUAUAACCUGUAAAGUGCUGAGUACGCCUGCUAGCGCUAUAUAAAUAAAAUAUACAUACACUGUAUACCUACUGCACCUCCCUCUACUGUAAUGUAACCUGUAAAGUGCUGAGUACACUUGUUAGUGCUAUAUAUAUAUAUAAAAUAUACAUACACUGUAUACCUACUGAACUUACUCUACCCCCCUCUACUGUAAUGUAACCUGCCAAGUGCUGAGUACACCUGUUAGCGCUAUAUAAAUAAAAUAUGCAUUUACUGUAUACCUACUGCACUUACUGCACCUCCCUCUACUGUAAUGUAACCUGUAAAGUGCUGAGUACACCUAUUAAAUAAAAUCUACACACACUGUAUACCUACUGCACUUACUGUGCCUCCCACUACUGUAAUUUAACCUGUAAAGUGCUGAGUACACCUGUUUGCGCUAUAUAAAUAAAAUAUACAUACACUGUAUACCUACUGCACUUACUGUACCUCCCUCUACUGUAAUAUAACCUGUAAAGUGCUGAGUACACCUGUUAGCGCUAUAUAAAUAAAACAUACAUACACUGUAUACCUACUGCACUUACUGUACCUCCCUCUAAUGUAAUGUAACCUGUAAAGUGCUGAGUACACCUGUUAGCGCUAUAUAAAUAAAAUAUACAUACACUGUAUACCUACUGCACUUACUGUACCUCCCUCUCCUGUAAUGUAACCUGUAAAGUGCUGAGUACACCUGUUAGCGCUAUAUAAAUAAAACAUACAUACACUGUAUACCUACUGCACUUACUGUACCUCCCUCUACUGUAAUGUAACCUGUAAAGUGCUGAGUACACCUGUUAGCGCUAUAUAAAUAAAACAUACAUACACUGUAUACCUACUGCACUUACUGUACCUCCCUCUACUGUAAUGUAACCUGUAAAGUGCUGAGUACACCUGUUAGUGCUAUAUAAUAAACUAUUCAUUCACUGUAUACCUUCUGCACUUACUGUACCUCCCUCUACUGUAAUGUAACCUGUAAAGUGCUGAGUACACCUGUUAGUGCUAUAUAAAUAAAAUAUACAUACACUGUAUACCUACUGCACCUCCCUCUACUGUAAUGUAACCUGUAAAGUGCUGAGUACACUUGUUAGUGCUAUAUAUAUAUAUCUAAAAUAUACAUACACUGUAUACCUACUGAACUUACUCUACCCCCCUCUACUGUAAUGUAACCUGCCAAGUGCUGAGUACACCUGUUAGCGCUAUAUAAAUAAAAUAUGCAUUUACUGUAUACCUACUGCACUUACUGCACCUCCCUCUACUGUAAUGUAACCUGUAAAGUGCUGAGUACACCUAUUAAAUAAAAUCUACACACACUGUAUACCUACUGCACUUACUGUGCCUCCCACUACUGUAAUUUAACCUGUAAAGUGCUGAGUACACCUGUUUGCGCUAUAUAAAUAAAAUAUACAUACACUGUAUACCUACUGCACUUACUGUACCUCCCUCUCCUGUAAUGUAACCUGUAAAGUGCUGAGUACACCUGUUAGCGCUAUAUAAAUAAAACAUACAUACACUGUAUACCUACUGCACUUACUGUACCCCCCUCUCCUGUAAUGUAACCUGUAAAGUGCUGAGUACACCUGUUAGCGCUAUAUAAAUAAAAUAUACAUACACUGUAUACCUACUGCACUUACUGUACCUCCCUCUCCUGUAAUGUAACCUGUAAAGUGCUGAGUACACCUGUUAGCGCUAUGUAAAUAAAACAUACAUACACUGUAUACCUACUGCACUUACUGUACCUCCCUCUACUGUAAUGUAACCUGUAUAGUGCUGAGUACACCUGUUAGUGCUAUAUAAAUAAAAUAUACAUACACUGUAUACCUACUGCACUUACUGUACCUCCCUCUACUGUAAUGUAACCUGUAAAGUGCUGAGUACACCUGUUAGCGCUAUAUAAAUAUAAUAUACAUACACUGUAUACCUACUGCACUUACUGUAUCUCCCUCUACUGUAAUGUAACCUGUAAAGUGCUGAGUACACCUGUUAGCACUAUAUAAAUAAAAUAUACAUACACUGUAUACUUACUGUACCUCCCUCUACUGUAAUGUAACCUGUAAAGUGCUGAGUACACCUGUUAGCGCUAUAUAAAUAAAAUAUACAUACACUGUAUACCUACUGCACUUACUGUACCUCCCUCUACUGUAAUGUAACCUGUAAAGUGCUGAGUACACCUGUUAGCGCUAUAUAAAUAAAACAUACAUACACUGUAUACCUACUGCACUUACUGUACCUCCCUCUACUGUAAUGUAACCUGUAAAGUGCUGAGUACACCUGUUAGUGCUAUAUAAAUAAAUAUACAUACACUGUAUACCUACUGCACUUACUGUACCUCCCUCUACUGUAAUGUAACCUGUAAAGUGCUGAGUACACCUGUUAGUGCUAUAUAAAUAAAAUAUACAUACACUGUAUACCUACUGCACUUACUGUACCUCCCUCUACUGUAAUGUAAUCUGUAAUGUUCUGAGUACACCUGUUAGCGCUAUAUAAAUAAAACAUACAUACACUGUAUACCUACUGCACUUACUGUACCUCCCUCUACUGUAAUGUAACCUGUAAAGUGCUGAGUACACCUGUUAGUGCUAUAUAAAUAAAACAUACAUACACUGUAUACCUACUGCACUUACUGUACCUCCCUCUACUGUAAUGUAACAAGUAAAGUGCUGAGUACACCUGUUAGUGCUAUAUAAUAAACUAUUCAUUCACUGUAUACCUUCUGCACUUACUAUACCUCCCUCUACUGUAAUGUAACCUGUAAAGUGCUGAGUACACCUGUUAGUGCUAUAUAAAUAAAAUAUACAUACACUGUAUACCUACUGCACUUACUGUACCUCCCUCUACUGUAAUGUAACCUGUAAUGUUCUGAGUACACCUGUUAGCGCUAUAUAAAUAAAAUAUACAUACACUGUAUACCUACUGCACUUACUGUACCUCCCUCUAAUGUAAUAUAACCUGUAAAGUUAGAGUUAUGUUAUGUAUUACAAUGAAUGUAUACUGUUAUAGGAAUUGGUGCGUGUAAUUUCUUACUGUAUCUGCUAGUUCUACGAAUGGAGUUUGAUCGCACAGAUAGGUAAUGGCAGGAGUGUAUUGCUUUUUAUGUUCUCAUAGUUCUACGACUGUCAUUGUGUUAUUUUAGGAUUGUUAUUAUGAAGCACGUCAUGUGUGAGAUUAUUAGUGGAGUUUUGACAGAUCCCGAGGUGCAGUUGUUAUGGGAACAGAUACGAUUGCCUUUCUACCAGGUGCCGCUGGUGAUAUGGAACCGAUAAGGAGCUUUGACGUCAGCUGGGUCAGUGUGACUGCAGCAUGUCUCUAUCAGCGACCCAUCACUCAUUUAAUAUGAUGUAUAGGCUUUGAGUCACAGCUAAUCCCCCUUCUCAUCCGUGCUAACCGAUCGCUUUGAGCCUGGAGCAGCUGGCACGGCUAAAAAUAAACUCCAAGCCAUUUAUUUAGGAACUCACCCAUAAAACACCUUCUCUGCACCAUUAACCACCUACAUGCUGUGAUGCCCAGCUACUGCUUCAUUGCUACAAGUUACACGUUUUAGCCCAUCGUCAUGUAGUUAUAUGGUUCUCAGGUGUAACGUUUCUCAAAAAAAUCCACGCAAUUCUACAUUGGAAGCAACCAUAUUAUCCUGUUAUAAACAGUAAAUUGUUAUUUACUAAAUUGUCUGGAAAGUAAAAGUGAAUUAAACAAAAUUGAAUUCUCAAAGUCAGAUAUGUUUUCAGUGUGAAUUUUCUGAAAUUCAAACUGAUUUUUAGAUUUUAGGCCACAGUUGACAAACAUUAGUGAGUAACCUUGUAUAUAUGUUGAACAGGUCGCCGAUAACGGACAGGAUAGGGCUAAUAAAAUGCAGCACUAUAAUGCAUGAUUGCAGUAUAAAAAUCAAUUAAAUAAUCAAAGCGGUUCUUUUGGAAUUUUUUCUUGAUUUGUGAAUUGAUAUUCUUGUUGCACCAGAGAUAAUCUAUAGACUGCAGUAUUUUUAAUGUAUUGCUAUUAAUAUGAAUAAGUAACACGUGUCAACAAAAGCACUGGGUCUUAUUAUUUACUAAACAGUGAAUCGUAGCAAAGUGAAAACCAAAAUGGUGACUAUAGUGGAGUUGGAUAGUUUUAUUUUUUGAAUUAGCACAUUUUGGCUAGAUGUUGAAAUUUCACGCCUUCCAACAUUUCAAAUGGAUAAAGAGGGGCACUUUAAUUUUAGGGGUGUGAGUGGGAGUGUGGCCAGGAGCAGGGUUGUGCUGAGACAUUUUAGUGACUCAUUAAUAACAAUUUAUGUAACUAAAAUGUAACUUAAAUCAAGAACAAUCUAUCUUCUUUACACAGGCUAAUUUCUAAACAGAUUUACUGUAGUUUAAAGAGUAGUUUUUAUUAGGAGAAUUAUUGCUGUGGAGCUCUGCUAUACACUCAGACACACCAACAAUAUGGAGCUCGUAGAAACGAGGGACAGAGGGAUUUGGGUCCAAAAUAGGGACUGUCCUUCCUAAAUAGAGACACUUGGGAGGUAUGCAAUUUGAUUUCAAUUCAUUACAUCUCUGUGUAUAUUGAAAACCCCACUGCCUAUUCCAGCUCUCUACAUCCCAUUGCAUAUAAGUAGAUUGUAACAAAGAAAUGGAUUAAAAUGAAUCCCUUGUUUUCUCAUUCCAUGGCCUGUCUCUUUCAUUAGUAUUCUGUGAUUUCUCUGCUUAUUCUCGGUCUCAUUCUCCCAAGGGUGCUGUCAUUUUGCAUCUAUUUACGUAGAAUUAUUUCGAUGCUGGGAGGACCUGCUUUGAAUUUUCGACGUAUUUGACCAGAUCAAAAUAGACAUGUAUUGAACUUCCAGACAUUGUGUAGGGUCAUUGUUUGACAGCUCCAUGUCGGGAGAGAUUGCAGUAUUAUAAAGUGCCAAAUUGAAGAUUUGGAUUGGAAAUUCACAGCAUUCUAAAUCUUAGGGGUUUAUUCUCUAAAUUCCAAAUAAAAAUCUGAAAAAAAUUCUGGAAGUCAACAGUUAACCUGAAUUACGCAGUUCUCGUUUCAAUUUGCUACAAUUCAGAGUUUAGUUAAUAAACAUGUUACAUAAAAAGCUGAAAAUAGGACUACAGCUCCCAUGAUGCUUUGCAAACCACUAUAUACACUGUAAAUUAAAGAUUAUUCGUCCGGUGAUGCAGAUGCAAAACAGUUGGGUAUAAAUAAGUUCUAUUAGAUAAACAGAAUUAUGGAGUGAAGGUGAUUCUUCGCUUAGUAUAAUCUGUUCUUGAAAACACUGAGCUCCGGAGAAUAGAGAAUGUUUUAAAUAUGAGUUGGAGGCACUAUGCAAAGGUCAUCAUAUGUAAUGUUAGUCCAAUCAAUAUAUGAAACAAUAUAAUCCCGACAUACUGAAAUUUGUGUAUUAUUAACGCACAUGCAGGCAAUGCCUAUUUUAAAUUGCUUAGUAAAUGUGUCAUUACAUGAGUGCCAGUAUCAUUCCAAUAUACUAUUUGUCCAAUUAAAUAAUAAUAUUAAUAAUAAUACAUUUAGGAAGUAUUAAAGGAUUGUAGAAUGCUGUGUGAAUCUGCGUGUAGAAGUAUGGCAGCUCUCUGGAUAAUUAGGGAUGUAGUGGGAGUUUAUUCUGACAUCCUGCAACACUUUAAUGACUUCACAAUGUCUCCCUGGACCAUGUAUGUUUCCUCCUGAACCGUAUGUAAAUAAGGGGUUAAUUUAACCUGGGCUAAUUGUACUAUAGGUCAAACUAGGGGUGACAUGGAUGGGUGGUUUGAAACUCACUUAAAUAUGUACGGGAACAGGGGGGGUGUUUAUGAAAGAGCUAAUUUCUACUACAAUUGGCACUUUUAUAAAAAAAAAUAAUUAAAAAAGAGGACACACUCUUCUGUUAAUUCUUCUCCUCCUUUUUUUUAUCAUUUAUCCUCUCGGCCUCUUCCCUCCACACAGUCCAUAAGAUGUACUGUGGGUUUGCAUGCACUAAUAAGUCAUUUAAAUAAAUAUGUAUUCUUCAAAUAAUACUUGCACAUUUAUUUUUAUGUUUUCUUGAAUCUGAAAUUUCUCAUAUCUUUAAAAUAAAGAUGUUUUGCAGAUGAACAAAUUUUUUUUGUCUAAAUUUCACCAUUUAGUUUUUCAUUUUCGCUGCUUAGGAUUUCAGUGCAUAAUCUUCACUGUGCAACUUAGAUCUCUGUCUGUAUUUAUUUAGUCUUUCAAAAACACCCCAAAGGAUACAUUGCUACUAUUUGCAUGUGUUAUGGUGCAUAGAGGUCCCUUGUCUCCAUUCACUUAGCAUCUUCCAAGCAGAUCAGUCUGAAAAAAAAUAAAUCACUGCAUCUACAAGUUCACCCCUGCAUCAAAUACGUCAUAAAUGGAAGCUAGGCUUUAAACGGAACAUAUGUGUAUUAGACUGUGCCCGCAAAAUGGACCGAACCUCCAUUAAAAUCACUUGGGGACAGUGGGUUAUGCAAACUUGCCAAAUAUAACAGCAGGCUAGUGAAUAGCUACAACAGCUGAACAUAAUUAUUUUAAAUAACUUCUUGGAAUAUUCUCGAUACUGGUACACGCCAACCAGACCGGCUGGAAAACUACGCACGUUGCAAGUCACUAUGGAUGGCGAAGUUUAACUUCAAGUUAAUCAGUUACCCUGCUGUAUAAUCUAGCUCUGAAUUCAUGUGAGUCACAGCUCAAAAAAAAAUUAACAUUCAGAAUGAUGCGUAAGACGUGGUUGAACUGCAAAUUUAGACCUUCGUAACCAUGUGUUAUUGUCAGAAAUUGGGGCGAUAAUCUGGGUGUUGAAGUGUGAAUGAGAGAAUAAAACACCUUUUUAUUUUGUAUCACUGAAAUACCUGUGUGCCAAAUCUUCAAUGUGAAAUUAUUCUUUGCAGGGGGAAAAAUGUAUUGAAGGUAAAUUCCUACUUUUCUCUAAAAGCCGUUUAUGCCUUUCAGAAACGGUAUUUUUCACGAGAAUCACACCUGAUUUGUCUGUCCAUCCACAUAAUGUCUGUGUCGAGGUAUUAUUGGUGUAGAACUCUGUAAAAGGACUCCAAAGGACCAUAACAGUGGACUGUAAUGGUUAUAGUGGCAGGAGUGCCACUUGCCCCUCCCAUGUAAAUAAUGAAACCAUUUUAUAACGCAUUGACUUGUUAUCUGGUAUCCACCAGGUGCCGCUAUCUGCCUCUUCCAUCCUAGUAGGCUGCUCUCUCCCCUUUGCCCAGUGGGUGUUCAUGGUGUUAGGAGUGUUUCUUUAAGUUCCUGGAAAAGAGGCACAUUGCAAUAGACAAGACAGCGAGAUUGAUUUGGGCCCAAAAGAGAGACUACCUCUCUUAAAGUGGGACAUUUUAAUUAAAUUAAAUAAACAAAUAUAUAUAUUAAAAUUAGACAUGCUCCUUUAUUUUAGAUUAUUGGCCCUGCUGUUUUUUUUCUUUUAAUUCAUUAUUAAUUUCCCAUGGAACUGAAAAGGACUGUAGUCACCAAAACAACUUUAGCUUAAUGAAGCAGUUUUAGGUUAUAGAUCAUGCCCCUGCAGUAAACUAUGCUCAAUUUUCUUCAAUUUAAGACUUAAAAAUCACUUUCUUUAUGCAGCUCUAACCACACUUCCCUGCAUGUGAUUUACACAGCCUUCCUAAACACUUCCUGUAAUAAGUCAGCUAAUGUUUAUACUUUACCUUUAUUGCAAAUUCUGUUUACUUCAGAAUGUCUCUUUAACCUUAUUCCAACGCCAGGAGAGCCUCUCCACCUGUGAUUAAAGGGACAUUAUAGGGUCUGGAACACAAACAUGUAUUCCUGACCCUAUAGAGCUAAACCCACCAGUUAGGGGGCUUGCCCACUUAAAAUCAAUUAAAACUUACCUUAUUUCCAGUGCGGCACGGGUCUGCCGGCACUGGCCCUGUCCCCUUGGUGACAUCAUCAGAAUUGCAGAUUUUUAACCAAUCCAAUGCUUUUCCAUAGGGAAAGCAUUGGAUUGGCUGAAAUCGUCAAGGGGACGGGGCCAAACGCCAUUUUGGCCAAUCAGCACCUUCUCAUUUUCUCUAUGAGGAAAAUUCAGCAUCCCGAUGCAGUGUGUGGAGAUGCUGAGUUGCAGUGCUGCCUACUGUGCAGCACUGAGCCAGGAAGCACCUACAGUGGCCAUCUGAGGAGUGGCCACUUGGCGGUGUCCUUAGUGGCAAUGUAAAAGGCAGUGUUUGUAUUAAAAAUCCUGAAGGCAAUUAUUAUACUCACCAGAACAACUACGUUAAGCUAUAGUUGUUCUGGUGACUAUAGUGUCUCUUUAAGUCAGUUCUCAUAACUUUUAUCGAAUCUCUCAUUUGGAAGACGCUUUGGCGUAUGUGCGGCUAUGAACAUGCAAUCACCAAGUCACUGUUUUCAGAAUAUACGUUUAUGUAGUUUUUUUUUUUUUUGUCAAAGUAAGAUCUUCAAUAGAUUUAACAGAUAACUGACAGCUAGAUCGUCCAAAGACAAACCUGAUUGUCAAACUGAAGACUUUUUUUCCUCCUCUUUGCAGCACAGAUUACAAAUUCUUUUAGGAUUUUUGUCUUGUUCUGAAUAAACACUGGGAACAGGUAUAUAAAAGGUUGAACUUCAUAUUCGUCCUUUACCGACCUCUGUAUUACUACGUAUUAUUGCAGAGACGGGUUGUGAAUGAUAGGCGUUGCAUUCCAAUGUUUAAGUGCUCUUAUGUUGGAGAUGGUUAGUGUUUGCAGCACAAUUAAUUUUAUAUAUAUAUAUAUAUUUUAUUUUUUUUACUCCUACUGAUUGAUUUAAAUCAAUAUUUAAAAUCAGUAAAAGUCUGUGUUAUUUAUUUUAUCUGUGAGACCCCAGGAUAUGGCUUGGUUUCUCCAGAUGGUUGUGUCUGAGAGAUAAGCCCAGGUUUCAGUGAAUUAUUGGUUUGAAGGAAAGGCUGUGUCCAUUAUUCUGGGAGAUAAUAAUGUAACAGACACAGGCACACAGACUAGUCGCACUAUCCUGAGACAGACUGCCUGAUAACAGGGCUGCAGGUCUGACAGAUAAGUUUGUGGCUGGCAACAGUCUGCCCAAUGAGUCUAGCAAUCUGUCGGAGAGCUGGUCUACCUUCUGGCACAACAAAGUGUCUUAAAACGGCCAGUGAGGCAGUGUGUGUGUGUUCUAAUUUGCUUUCUGCAUAGAAUUUUUUUAAAUUAGAUAUUUUUUUUCUCCUAUCAUCCCCAGCCAACCAGUUAUUGGGUGACCCUCACCGAGGUGGGUAGGGGUUCCAAUUCUGAUGGUAGUUGUUGGGAUGUGCUGAUCUCUCAGUCCUGGUGCAAUCUGUAUUUAGAUACAUUUUCUCAAUGUUACAAAAACACACAUUAACGUGUGAAUUGCCAGAAUUCAUAGUGAAUUUCAAAUUUUAGACCCGAAAUAGCCAAAGUGAAAACAUGGGUCAUUCUUUUCAAUUUUACUAUUGUGGCCUAAAACUUUCACUUUUAAUUCACAAUAAUUCACAUUUCAGUGAAUAAACUUGAUGGUUGGGGACACUGUGCAUAUUGACUGAACUGUGAGCUGAUAGCUGAGUGCAGUGCGGCGGGAUUUGGAUUGAUAUAUACUUAUUCACUUUACAUUGCACAAUGUCCUCGGCUCUGUUCGCUGACAUAUUUCAAUAUACCUGGCGUUAGUGACUGCUCUCUCCUUUUUUGUUCAUUCUGCUUCGUAUUUCCACUUCAGGGGCUAAAUUUGAUGCCAUACAGAACAUUUUCAGUAAAAUGUCUUUAACCUUCAGAUGUAGAAUGUUCAUUUCGAGUCGGUUAAUUGCUCCGCAUAAUAGCUCUAUCUGCUGAAUCACUCGGUGCAAAUGUAUCAGGCUAUUAGCAGAAUGACUUGCCAUCAAGAAUUAACCUGACCCGCAGAACAAUUGACAGACACCUUUACUCCAUCCGAAAGGACAGAUCUGCUCUCGUAAAACGGAGGCUUUUAAGCUGUUAUGUUGGAAUUUCAAAGACAGCUAAUUAAAACCCUUUUUCUAUAUCUUGUACCCGACUCAGGUCCUUUGAUUUGUGACCGUUCACGUUGGAUGAUUUUUUAUUUAUUUUUUUGUUAUCUCAAUGACGAAGAUUCUAUAAAUGUCCAUCUGUUGCUUCCAAUAAGAGGGUGUCUACAUGGACAAAACAGGAAAUUACCGUGGCUGUCCUUAUAAUGUCAGACUGGCGGGGUUUCAGUGUCUGAUUAUAAUGCUUUGUUAAAUUAAGACUGGUAAUUAGACAGUGAAUGGCUAUUUCACUUGCAGAUGGUUACCGAGUCACUGAGCAAUACAGGGGUUUUAAAAUGGCAAUGUUAGAUUUGAAAGAUUCUGCGACCUUGGGAAGACUGUAGGUCAAAUACACUCAGAGCAGCACUGUUGCUCUACUCGUUAGUCAUUUUGAGUGUGACAGCCAAAUAGUACACAUGCUCACUCAACAGCGUCUAGCACCCCACUGACUAGUACAGUGAAGUGGUCAUUGUUCAUGCAUGCGCAUUCCAGUCCACUGUCGAUGUUGCGCACACUGUUAAAUUUAAAAGAAGAAAAACUACCACAACAAGAGGACAUAGUCUUAAACUAGAGGGGCAAAGGUUUAAAAAUAAUAUCAGGCAGUAAUUUAUUUACUGAGAGGGUAGUAGAUGCAUGGAAUAGCCUUCCAGCUGAAGUGGUAGAGGUUAACACAGUGAGGGAGUUUAAAUGGACACUGUAGGCACCCAAACCACUUCAGCUCAUUGAAGUGUUCUGGGUACAUUGUCCCUAUUUCCCGUAGUACUGCAAUGUUAAACAUUGUAGUUCCAGAGAAACUGUAAUAGGUAAUUGCAGCACCAAGUCUGCCUCCAGUGGCUGUCUACCAGACAGCCACUAGAGGGCAUCCUGGAUUGAAAUGGACUUUUGGUCUGUUGUCUGACGCUGGACGUCUUCACGCUCUGCAUGAAGACAUCCAGCGUCAGAUUUUUCCCCGUAGGCAUUGAUUGCGUGCGUAGCAUUUUCCGCAUAUUAGAGCCUGCUUAUCGCGGGACGGAGGAGGGGCAGAGUGUCGACCCAGUGCAGAGGGACAUCGGCGCUGGGAUCAGGUAAGUAAAUUAAGGGUUUUUAACCCUUUAUUUACCGGGUUGGGGGAAGCUCGAGAGAGGGGGAGCGAUAGUGCCUGGAAUACAUGCCAGUAUCCCAUUAAGCGUGUGUGGGGUAGGCACAAGGCUAUCCUAGAUAGAAGAUAAGGCCAGGUAUUAAUGAAAGAUGGGCCAAACGGUUCUUAUCUGCCGUCACAUUCUAUGUUUCUAUAAACUAUGGAUAAUUUACAGGUCCAAUGAUAUCUUUAAAUUGCUAAGCCAAACUAAAAGCUGUUUAUCUUUGAUACACUGACUUAUUUUUUUCCCCAUUUUCUAACUUUCACGGUCACCUCCUCCAUACUUGAUGGAGCUGUCCUUUUCUUUGUAAUGGGAGCCAAUGGCUUAUUUUAUUCAUACCUCCCAAUAUUUCAAAUUGAUAGAACACUUUAAUUUCAGGGGUGUGAGUGGGGGUGAUAAAGGACGGAACUGUUUAUGUAACUUGAUACUAAAGUAUGCAGUUAAAACGUUAUAUAGAACAUGAACUGAUUUCUAAACACAUUUAUUGUAGUUUAAAGGGACAUUUUGUCUCAACGAUAUGGUCUGGGUGCCCUGUCCCUGUCGCUUUAAUUCUGUAACUAAAAACAAGUGCUGUUCCGCAGGGUUUAAAUGCCCCUAGUGGCUGUCAGUCUGAGUACGACUAUAGGUGAAACUGGUGUAGCAUCAGGCAGCUCAGGCCUUUACAGCACAUGUGCACAAGCGUCACAAUAAUAUCCUACGGGAAAGCAUUGGUUUGGCUGAGAUCAUUAAUCUUGAUGAUCUCAGCCAUGAGGUUGGGAUAGCAUCGCGGAAACUGGAGUUUCAAUGGGAGAUAAGGUGGGGCAAGAUGCCUAAAUGAUUAACAGGGCACCAUAGCGUUAGGAAGGAAUACACAUUUAUAAUUGCAGAUACACGAGACAAAAGAUUGUUUGAUGUCGUUGCUUAAAGUCUAACAUUUUGUUUCUCCCAUUGAAAUGUUUAUUUUUAGGACACAGCGGGACAGGAGAGGUACCGGACCAUCACAACAGCUUAUUAUCGAGGAGCUAUGGGAUUUAUUCUAAUGUACGAUAUUACAAAUGAGGAUUCCUAUAAUGCUGUCCAAGACUGGUAUGUACAUAGUGAGAUUAAUAUUUUCAGAACAUUUAAAUCUGCACAGCACCAAAAGAAACAUUAAUGGAACACUCCAUUGGGAAAAAAAUGAAAAAUCACUAUUUAGUAAAUAUCCCCACACUGAAACCACUCAUGCAUUUAAUUCAGCAUGUAUGUCCUUUUUCUGACGACUUGGUGUCUGCAGCUUUUGCAAUCCCACCUCUCUGUACGCAGCCUGUCUUAAAUGUUACUGAAGUCUAAAUCUUAAGCGUUAUCUGAGUUGUGGUCUAGGCUAGCAGCAUAUUGUGCAAGACACAGUCCUAUUUAUUUUAAUGAUAGUUUAUUGAAUGUUAACAAAAGAUGUCUUAUUUAUUUUAUAUUUCAUUCUUCAUCCCAUUCUAAUUAAUCCAUGCAAACAUUUUGUGAGCUCCUCUGUCUGCACAGCACGUUUUGUUGUAGGAAAAACCAAUCCUAUGAGAACGAAGGGAUAAUUGGGUAAUUACUGAGUUUCGAUGAGUUGAGAACAGACUUGCUAAUUCCAGAUCAAAAUAGCUGAUUUGAAAAAAUAUCUCUAAGCCACCUGAAUGGGAUGAUUUACCGCCCCCACCUCAUGGAGGCUUAGGAUUUUCAAAUCUUGGAAAGUCAAGUCACCAAGGAUAUAUAUUUAUUACUUUUGUGAAUUGUCAAAACUAUGUGGAUGAAUAUAGAGGAGUAAACUAGAAAACCCUUAGAGCAGUCCAUUUAUUACAGUAACCCGGAUUUGCUGCUCAUUUACACUGAAUGGAUCUGAUUGCAGACUUGUAGAUACACAGCUCUGCUGAAUUCUUAAAGGGACACUCCAAACAACUACAGAACUUUACCUUGCUUUAGUACUUUAUGUUUGAGGAGUGUAUUUUUUUUUUUUUAUUGUACAGAUUAAUCUUGAUACACCCCCUGGUGUAUGUCUAAAAACAGCUUGCAGGAGCUGUAGAUCACUUUCUGCAACCUUUACAAGCCCUCCCCUUCUAACCCCGCCCAGACUUUCUGUGGCUGUCCAAUCACAGACUUCCCAAUGCAGCUCAAUGAUAAGUCUUUGCAAGGCAGGUGCUCUGGGCAAUUGCUGCCUCUUGAAUUUAUCUCCAUAAACAAACCAAUAAGUAACAGAGCCGGUUGUCUGUCUGAGUGACAGCCAGGGGGGUGUAACAAGGUUAAUUUCGAAAAGUGUCCAUUUCUAUUGAAAUCUGCACUUUUUGUAAAAUGAAAAAAGAGGACACAUUCUUCACACAUAACAGCAAGCUAAAGUCCUUCAGGAGUCUGGAGUGUCCCUUUAAGGACCUGCAUGAUUCAUAGCAGAGUGUGUAAGUUAAGAUUAACAUGUCAAGGGAUGUAACUCGAGGACAGUCUGAAAAACGCAGAAAUUAGCCGUGUUUCAAACUCCCAAUACUCUUGGGCAGCAGUAAUUAGCUUAUAGUAUUCCAAUAUAUAUAUAUAUAUAUAUACAAAACAAAGCUAUAACACUUACUUGUGUGCGGUCAUUGUACAUUUAAAUAAGGUGGUUUUGGUUCCUCGGCAUUGGCCAUAAGAGUGUGAGCUCACCUGCCAGCGUCAAGGCAAGCCUUUCAUAAGUCCUGCAGUUCUUAUAUAACUUAGUCACUAAAUCCACAACAAUAAAGGAUUGGGCUUGAGCCCAAGUACGAGACAAAUCUAAUACUAUGAAUGAGGCGGUUAGGUGAAUGAAACUAUACAGCUAAAUGGGCUGCACUAAAGUAAAAAUCAAACAAAUAGACAUAUAGGAUAGUCUGCAAGGUGAAUAACGUGUUCACUGAAAAACGUGAGAAAGGUGGCCGUGGGCUAAAUAAAAGGAGCCAAAACUUAUAGCAGAAGUCUUAGAAAUUAAAAUAUUAGCUAACACGACUGAUAGUGAUUCACCCUCCUAGCCCCUCACAGAACUAAAGAGCGACAGGGAAUAUAAAUUUACAGCUAAUACGAAGGAAAGCUGUAUUAACCUACAGAGACCUAUGGGUGGGAAAUAAUAAUAAUAAUAAAUAAUGGCUCUGCUUUAUGGUGCACUGAUGUAGUCAGGGACCUGUAUACUCACCCAGUCUCCACUCCUUUUGAAAUCUUUGAAAACACACUUCUUCAGGAAAGAAUAUCAUUUAAACUGUGAGCAGGUUUUCACCCCCCCCCCCCGACUCCUCUCCUGCAACGGUCGAAAAUAAUCUACUAAAUUCUCAGUGAUUACUUUUCUAGCAAACUACUUCAUUACCCCUACUUAUACCCCACUCCCUCUAUAACCCACUCCCUCCAGCAUGUAAGCUCAUUGAGCAGGGCCCUCAACCCCUCUGUUCCUGUGCGUCCACUUAUCUGGUUACGAUUAUGUGUCUGCUAGUCCACCCAUUGAACAGCACUACGGAAUUUGUUGUAGCUAUAAAAAUAAUAAAAUAAUAAUAAUAACAAAAGUUUGUAUGUGCACCCUCUGUCCUUGGUGCCCCCAGGUCACCAUAGAUAUUUCUCUAGUGAAGCAGCUAUUCCCUGAUAUACCCUUAAGAGUAGUGGGAUUAUUUCCCACCCAUAGGUAUCUGUAGGUAAAUAUAGCUUACCUUCGUAUUAGCUGUAAAUUUAUAUUCCCCAUCGCUUUUCCCCUUUUAUUUAUUUUAAGUUAUUUUCAAUUAUUUUUUUAAAUUUUAAUUCCGUGAAGCUUGGUUUAACUUUUCCUUUGUUUUCCUUUUCUCAGGGCCACCCAGAUAAAGACGUAUUCCUGGGACAACGCGCAGGUCAUUCUGGUUGGGAAUAAAUGUGACAUGGAAGAUGAGCGAAUUGUUCCAUCGGAGAAGGGGAAGCAGCUGGCCGAUCAGCUAGGUAUGUGUUAUGCAGCAGCCCCCCCUUCUGUUUGCCAGUAGUACUGCAAGCAUCUUUAUAUUGGCAUGGUCAUACACACAGCUUACACUUUAUUGAAUAACUAUUGCACUUGGCUAAUAAUUGGAAGUUUUUUGCUGCCGACCAGGUGUUACGAAAAGUUACUCGUCACCACAAAGCAAACAUGUACAGGAUAUUAGUCUUUGAUUGAUAACACGUCCCUCCAACAUACAAUGUUAGGGUUGUAUUUACCUGCGGUGUCAGUUUUUGAAUGCAGGGGGUGUAUGGUUAACUUAUCAAUAUUAAAAGCAUCUGUGAAGCACAAAACAAAGUAUAUACCCCCUAAAACUCAGAUUCUGAAUAGUUUUCCCUUUAAGUCUUUUUUUGUGGGCUUGUGUCACAGUCACAUUUCUGAGCUUUACAAAUGUCUGCCCUUGCAGGGCAAAAUAAGAAAUGAAUACUUUAUGAGUAGUGAUCAGUUCAGUAUUUAAAUCAUUAAAAUGUAUUAUUUAGGGACGGGGCCUAACCGCCAUGCCGAGCGGUCGCACAUGAAACGAGCUCCUGUCUAAACUAUAAGAAAAAGCAGAUAAAUCAACUCAAUACCAGAGCAAACCUGACAACCCCUGCUGAAGACACCCUGCGACACAGCCUACGGCAUAUUACAGAUCGAAAGGUAGUUUUACCUCGAUGCAUCUCAGAGAAAUACUCGUGGGGGCAGCUGUGGAGAAUCUCCCUGCUGAUAAUCCUGCCUGGACAAGGAGAGGUGACCGGGCUCCCCGUUCCCCCCCCACCCCCCCCCCGCCGGUGAGGGACAUCCCGGUAAAUAAUCGGCGGCUCAUCUAACGGAGGGGUCCUAUGUAAUCCUGCAGAAGCCCCUUCAGUCUGAGGCCUUCCACUCAGCUGUCCUAAAAUGGCGGACACGCCAUGUGAAGACAGCCUAGCGACUUCUAUGAGGCGCCUGGACGAAAUCUUCGCCAACUUUUGGUUCGCCACCUACUACCUAUCGACCAGCUAAGCAUGUAACCCCCACACCACGCAUCCCACACCAGCGGAGGUGACUCAAUCAACUCCCUGGCACGUACAAAACUCAGCGCCGCAAUCCCAGGCAGAGAAUCGCAAGGGGGCGAGGCACACCUCGCGCCUCCAGAGGAUGAAGCUUCAAGAGCCACCGGUGGAGGAGCUGCACGCAGCCGGACCGGCAGGAACCGGAGCCCGACUCAAGCCUGGGACAGGCGGCAUGACAAGCUCAGGGCCCUUAAGACUUUCGCACCACAAAGAAGCCAGGUACCAAGACAGGGGAUAGGAUGAUCUGCCACUAAUGUUCUGCCUGGGCAUCUCAGUCACCGUCACGCUUUUAUCUCACUGACUGACUUGCACCAAUCCUCACCUGGACUAUUUGCGCUAAAUGGCCCACUCUGUCGACUUCCCUUGCAACCCUGAUAGUACCCAGUGGCCAUGGCGCUCUACCCGAUCAGAACAGUGGAGCAUAUUGAUUACUUUAUUGUUUAUUGUUGUUUUUCUAUAGUGUCUACCCGAUAAUCUUGGUAUUCCAGGAUAUGCAAACGGAACCGAACUCUAAAGUGACCCUCAUGGUUAAUACGUUCUUGUUUGUUUUGCAUUUUCUACCUAACCUCUUGAUAACUUUGCAAUGUAUUACUCGCCCACUAGGCAUAUUCCCAGACAGCCUGCCACCUGUUAAUUUCGGGCUGACAGGCCUACUUGCCUGACAGUUCAUUUGCUCCCUACUCCCCUCUCACACCUGUGACCCACAGGUAUGCAUUAUAUCGCGUCCUCAUACAAUAACACGUUGGAGCACCUCACAUAGACUGCCUAUAUGGUACUACAAUACACAUCAGACGUGCAAGACUAGCCUGCGUCCAAGAUGCUUCAUUAACAGCAUAAUUAACGCUUCUCACUAUCACUACACAGUACGCAUGUCACACUAACUGUGACAGCCCAGCCACCCGGAUGGGUGACAGCAUAAAGUUUUUUUCUUGUUAUAAGCUGCAAAUACUGUUAAGGAUUAGGACUUACAUGACACCAUCGUAUAAGCAUGACUAUUAUAUUACAAAAAUGUGCAUUCCUAUUGCAUGCCUUGACAUUGAACACCAGUAUUGAAUAUGUCGGUUUGUUUUUGCUGUCAUGGCAUCACAGACCAGCUUGUACCUCACUGCACAAAAAAUAAAGAAUAAAAAAAAAAUGUAUUAUUAAAACUUUGUUAUGUGCCAGGAAAACAUAUCCAUUUUCCUGGCACUGCAGGACCCUCAAGUGCCCCUCUCUCUCCCAGCCCCCAUCCCAAGUUGCUGAAGGGGUUAAAACCCCUCCAGUGACUUACCGGAGUCCAGCGCUGAUGUCCCUCGGCGCUGGAUCAGGCUCCGCCCAUGCUCCUCCCACGCUGCCGUCAGCCGGCGGGGGAUACCUAUCGUGCAUGCGCAGCCGGGGAGACCUAAAGGCAUUGCCGCACACGCACAUUAGACCUUUCCAUAGGAAAGCAUUGAAUAAUGCUUUCAAUGCUUUCCUAUGGGGAUUUUGCGUAGCGUCAUAUAACACACUUUUCUAGUAGACAGCCACUAGAGGAGGACUUAACCCUGCAAGGUAGAUAUUGCAGUUUAUGGAAACUACAAUAAUUACACUUGCAGGGUUAAGGGUGAUGGGAGUUGGCACCCAGACCACUCCAAUGGGCAGAAGUGGUCUGGGUGCCUGGAGUGUCCCUUUAAACAUUAUCUGAGCAUUUUCAUUGACGGUGUCUGAAAAAUAAGCCACAGAUUUAAUCUAGGCGCUGACAAUCUCCAGAGUGCUUGAGAUACAUUAAGGCAAAUAUUGGAAUAAUUCUUUUUUCUUUGCUGAUAUGUUUUCAUUCCUUUACUCCAGAGCAUGUGGAAUUAAAUGCUAGUUGUUUUUAUAACGGCGAUGUAUAUCUUUUUGUCUAACUUAAUGGUAAUUUGGCUUCUGAAAGUUGAACGAUUGAAUCCAUCAUUCAGGAUAUUAAACCUGCAGCAAUGAGGUUUGAACUGACACAUACUAUACUACAACUGAUGUACCAGCCAACUGCCCUAUCUCACUCGCUAUAUUAUAUGUCCUCUACCUGUAGGAAUUGUGAAGCACUGAGAAUUUGUCCAAAAUUUCCAAAAAUAGCCAACCUGAAAAAAAGCUAACUGGGACAAUAACAUUCAUUUCAGCUAUGUUUUGCUUAAAAUGUUAAAAAGGGACACUAGAGUCACCUGAACAACUACAGCUUAAUGUAAACCCUGUAUUUUUAGAGAAAAUUCAGUGUUUACAUUGAUUGAUAGGAAUACCUCCAGUGGCCGUCACUCAGACUGCCACCAGAGGGACUUCCUAUCAUGUAUGGCCCUAAAAAGGCCAUGUACACGUCAGACGUGUAAAAAAAAAAAGACGUAUUACUGUGUGCGCGCCUUCUCUCUCCUGCCUGUCAGCAGAGGAGCAGGGGCGGGCAAAGACCGCGAGCUGAGCUGUCAGUCAGCUCAGCUUGCGGCCGCGCGCAUACGCGGUAGUGCGCUCAGGACUUCAUAGGGCGGCAUGAAUGCCACCCUAUGAAGUAUGUGGGCAUGUGCGGCGAAGCCGCGCAUGCGCACAAGGGAGCAUGAAUGAAAAGCGUCUGAUUGCUCCCUGCUCGCCCCCGCCUUUUUCAUCAUUUUGACGAAAUAGGGGGCACGGCUUCACAAGGCUCCUGGCGCUGGAACCAGGUGAGUAAAAAUGGCUGCCUGGAGAGUCCCUUUAAAUUCCCAACGGUUGAAAACCUUAAUUUCCCAACAGUUAUUAUUAUUAUUAUUAUUAGCAUGUAUAUUGCGCCAAUUAUUCCACCGUACUUUAUAAUACUAUAGAGGGAGAAGUUUAACAAUACAAAAUGUAAUACAAUACAAAAAAGACAAAAUGUUACAGGAACAAUAGGUUGAAGAGGACCCUGUUCAGAAGAACUUACACUCUAGAGCAGGGGUGCCCAAAGGGUAGAUCCCCAAAUGUUUUAAAACUACAACUUCCAUGAUGCUUUGUCAUUCUAAAGGCAUGCAAAGCAUCAUGGAAGUUGUUGUUUUAAAAUAUUUGGGGAUCUACCCUUUGGGCACCCCUGAUCUAGAGGAUCACACUUAAAAUGACUAAAACUGUAGAGUGCACAAACAGAUUAGAAUUUAAAAUAUACUGAGUAAAAACAGAUUCUGGACUCUGAAUAACAGCUGGUGUGAGAUAUAGGAAAGGAUAUAAUAGUCUACUUGACCCCUUAGUGAAUCUCAUAUUAGGUGACUGUGUUCUGGCCCUGGAAUGAUAUUGAAUAAGGACAGUGCAUUCUCUCUGUGAUCAUGCAGCUCAGAUCAGCAAGUGAGGACAAUGGUAGCUGAUGAAUUUGUAAAACAGACACAAAUUCCACAGUCAGCUGAAAAACUUCUCUUUGUUCCAAUUCGAACCGAUUGUGUGCAUUGUAGCAUUGCUCUAUAGAAGAUCCCUAGUCAUCAGUCUACAUUGUAUCACUCAGGCGUGGGGUAGUCACAGCAGGAUAGGCUGUAGGACUCAAAUCACGGAUUCGUGUUAUGCCACAACUGUAUAACCGACUCUGGAAAAUCAACACCAGACAAUGGAUCCAUGUAUCUCAUUAGCAAGAGCCCCUUCCAUAACAAAGUUUAAAUAAUAUAUUUUAUUUCUGUCUGUUAUAUUUGCAGUGGAAUACCAUAGUCCAAAGAUGGCAAAACAAAGUUUGUUUUGCCAGUUUCUGCUACUAAAAGAGUGAACUAUUGCAUAAAAAUGAUAAAGUAAUACUUUCCUAUUUAAGAGGGAUGCUCUCUUAAAUGCGCCCAAUCCCCUGUCCCUCUUCUAUAUCCUAACGUCCCUCUUUAACAGGAGCUCCAUAUGGUUGGUGUGUCUGAGUGUGUAACCGCAAUAAUACUCCAAGUAAGGUGUCUCUAAACUACAAUAAAUUUGUUUCGAAAUCAGUCUGUGUAAAUAAGAUACGUUGUUCUUGUGUUAAAUUACAUUUUAGUAGCAGAAAUUAGUAACUCACAUAAAAUUUCUCAGAAUAGCCCCACAUCUGGCCACAUCCCAACCACACCCCUAAAAUUAAAGUAUCAUUCUUUGUCCAUUUUAAAUGUUGGGAGUGUUUUCUGCCAUCACAUAUUAAUACUAAUUAUAUCCUGACAUUUAUUGGAAGCCUGUUUGGGUUUUUGGUCCUGUAUUUGUUUAUAGGUCUGCUAUGUUAUAUAGUAUUGGUAGAUGACCUGGGCACUGCUGCGAGUUUGUGAAUUAUAUUCUGCUUGUUGCACAGCUGUAUGUACACUAAGCAGCAUUGAUAACGGACUUCCAAGCUUAAUAAUAAAUGAUACAUAGGUUAAUGCAUGUGUGUACUUACAAACACAUAUCUGAGCGAAAAUGAACAUGUAUACAGUGCAUUUAGACCCUUUCAUUUUUUUCAUAUUUUUAAUGUUGCAACCGUAUACUACAAUUCUGAAAUUAUUAUUUUUUUCCUCAUUAAUCCACACUUAGUACUCCCUAAAACUUUUUUAAAACGUUGCAAAUUUAGUAAAAAACAAAAACAAAAAACUGAACUAUCACAUUGACCUAAGUAUUCAGAAUUCUUGCUACAAAUGAAGCGGAGAUGAAUGCCACUUCUCUGUGUCAUCUUUAAGAUGUUUCUAAACUUUGGUUGGAGAACUGUGGCUAAUUCCAUUGAUUGGAUGUGAUUUGGAAUGGCAAACACCUGUCUAUAUAGGUUCUAACAGUUGUAAAAGCAUAUCAAAGCAAAAACCUAGCCACCAAGUCAAAGGAAUUGCCUGUAAUUUUCAGAGACAGGAUUGUGUGGAAGCACAAAUCAGGGGAAUUCUACAAAAAGCUGAAUUGAAGAUUCAGAAGAGCACAGUGGCUUCUAUAAUACUUAAAUGGACAAAGUUUGGAAAAAUCAAGACUCUUCCUAGAGCUGGCAGGCCAACCAAGCUGACCAAUCAGGUGGAGCUCCAGAGAGCAUGUGUAAUAAUGAAAGGAAUUUGUGGAACAAGAACGAUCAUUGCAACACUCAGUUGAUCUAGCUUUUUGGCAGACUUGGCCAGACAGAGGCCUCUCCUUGCUGCAAGACACAUUCAAACAAAAUUCUCUGAUCUGAAGAAACAAAAUACAAGAUGUUUGGCUUCAUGCUUUUUAGGGCAAGGAUUGGGAGAAUGGUUAGGGUUGAUGGAAAGCUGAAUGUAGCAAAAUACAGACAUGUCCUUAAUGAAAACCUGAUCCAGAGUCCUUAGAACCUCAGACUGGGCCAAAAGUUCACCUUCCAACAGGACAAUGUCCCUGAGAAGACAGACAAGACAACGCAACAGUGGGAUAAUGUUAAUGUCCUUAAAUGGCCCGGCUCGAGCCUGGACUUGAACCCAAUCAAACAUCUCUGACAUGUCCUGAAAACUGCUGUGCAUUGGUGGUCCCGAUCUAACUUGACAAAAGUUGAGAAUAUCCGUAGAGACGAACGACGGGAACUACCCAAAGCUUGUCGCAUCAUACCCCAAAAAACCUGAGGCUGUUAUCACAGUCAAAAGUGCUUCAACAAAGUACUUUGUUAUGCGCCUGAAUAGUAAUGUCAAUGUGAUAUUUAACCUUUUUCUGUUUAAUAUAUUUGCAAUAGUGUAAAAAAUCUGGUGUAAAAAAAUGGAGUUCAAAAAUUAAGUUUUUUGCCUUGCCAUUAUGGGCGUAUCGAGUGUAGAAUAUUGCGGGGAAAAAUAAACAAUUGUAGCAUAAACUGAAACAUAAAAUUGUUACAAUUUGAAGAGGAAUCAGAAUAGUUUCUGAAUGCACUGUAGAUACAUGGUUUCUAUAUUGUUUGCAAGACCAGGUAUAAACAAAGUAUCACGCUUGUUUGUGGAUUCCUGCCUUCUGCAAUGGUGUCUUAAGGCAGAUAUGGUACACAGCUCCUUUUUUGAAUGGAGCAUUGUUACUGUGUGAUACAGAGCUCCUUUGAAUGGAUUAUUGGUACAGAAUGGUACACAAUAUUUUGUUAAAGGACCACUAUAGUGCCAGGAAAACAUACUCGUUUUCCUGGCACUAUAGUGCCCUGAGAGUGCCCCCACCCUCAGGGACCCCCUCCCGCUGGGCUCUAGGGGGAGGAAGGGGUUAAACUUACCUCUUUCUCCAGCGCCGGGCGGGGAGCUCUCCUCCUCCUCUCCUCCUCUUCGACUGAAUGCGCAUGCGCGGCAGGAGCUGCGUGCGCAUUCAGCCAGUCCAUAGGAAAGCAUUCUCAAUGCUUUCCUAUGGAUGCUGGCGUCUUCUCACUGUGAUUUUCACAGUGAGAAGCGCGGCAGCCCUCUAGCGGCUGUCAAUGAGACAGCCACUGGAGGCUGGAUUAACCCUUAUAUAAACAUAGCAGUUUCUCUGAAACUGCUAUGUUUAUAAAAAAAAAAAGGGUUAACCCUAGCUGGAACUGGCACCCAGACCACUUCAUUAAGCUGAAGUGGUCAGGGUGCCUAUAGUGGUCCUUUAAUGAGGGAGAUAUUUCCAAGGGGUUUUAAGACUCCAUUACAUUCUCCAACUAAUAACUAGCACCAUCUUGGUCCACCCAAUUCCAUUUGGAUGAUAUUCCACAGAAGGUUCAGUAAGUAGCUCUUCAAAACUCUAUAGCAUUCCAAUGGUUAGUUCAGGGCCUCUUUACUCUUGUAUGAAGGAACUUGCUUAAAUAGAGAGGGUUAAUUUUGGUAUGUUAUUUUAUUAUCCCCCCACCCUCCCUUUGCACUUUAAAUGAGCUGGCGGUAAGAACAUCGUGGUAUUAAAGGCUUUGGAUAUAAAUGACAGUUUAAUUACAAAUAUAAAAAUGGGCUCUGCCUGCAGCUGUACAAGGCAGAAACAGGGCUUAAUUAAAGAAAUAGAAUUUACUACGGAUGUUUUUAAUUAAAUUCCCGAUAUGACAUAUUCCAUCUCGUCUGCAGAAAAACCCGCAAAGCGGGAAUACAUUAAUAUACAGCCUGGGUUUUAUUCCUAGGACGUCGUCUCAAAAGAGAAUAAAAUUACUAAUGCAAACUGUAUCAUUCUAUCUAUACAAAACAGUCUUCCCUGACUACAGCCUAGCCAUCUAGGUUCUACCCUCAAAAUUGAUAGCUAAAUCCAAAGAAAUCCCUGAUUCAGCUAUUUCAUCCUCAAGUUUUCAUUUCCCAUUUCAACUUUCCAUAUUUUCUUUUUUAGUGACCAACUGUAUAUAUGCUCAUAUAAAUAAUGAUAGACUAGUGGUUAAAGGGAUACUACAGAUCCCUAACACACUUUAGCUCACCGUUAAGUUUUAUAUUUGAAGAGUUUACUCUUUAUUUAUUUUUUGCAAAAAAGUGCAGAUUUCAAUAGAAAUUGGCAAAUGUAUAUAUUAACCUGGUUCUCCUGGUUUGGUUAACUCAGUGGAGCUAAACUCAGGAGGAAGCAAUGGUUCAGAGAACAAGUUGCUAAGACUUCUUAUUUAUCUGCAUAAAGAAGUCUGUGAUUUGACAGCCACUGGAUGCCACUCCCCUGCAUUCACUACUUCCUAGGAGAGACCAAAGCUGUCUAUCUGAGCCCAGUGUUGCUUGCGGUCAAUGAGCUAGCCCUGCAUUGCAGAUCAUUAUCUCAGGAGAGCUAUUGGAAGCUCCAGAUCAUCCAAUUUUUAAUAGGAAGUAGUGCAGAUGGGCAGCAGGGCCCUGGCCAGAAGUCAAACUGUUGUAAACAAUUUGACGCCUUACAUUGAGGGGUUGCUAGGGCACUCCAGGUACAAAAACCAUUACGAGCAUUGGUGCUAAUGGUGAAUGGAGUGUUCUUUUCAUUUUGGAUUAGAAGUCAAUACUUCCUAUAGGGCAGGCUUCACCAAACUCCGGCCCUCCAGAUGUUGCUGAAGUACAACUCCCAUGAUUCUCAGCCUAUUUCAUUCACAGAAUCAUGGGAGUUGUAGUUCAGCAACAUCUGGAGGGCCGGAGUUCGGGGAAGCCUGCUUCAGGGGAUUACUUGUUGAUACAAAUGCUAUUAAUUGGCCUUGUUUAUAAUUGACACAUUGGAAAACAAAUUAAAACAACAACACCAAUACUGAUCUGUACGUGUGCAUUUCUUGCAGGUUUUGAGUUUUUCGAAGCUAGCGCAAAGGAGAACAUCCAGGUUAAACAAGUUUUUGAGCGUCUGGUGGACAUAAUCUGCGACAAGAUGUCAGAGAGCCUGGACGCUGAGAACUCAGCAGUCAGUGGGGGUAAAAACAUGCGAUUUACGGAUUCCACUGCCCCCACCCAACAAAAAUGUACAUGCUGACCUCAUUGUAAAUCGCUGUGGGCUAUACAUUACCAGUCUCACGCCAAGCUACGUCACUUCUUUUUGUGGUUGUGUUUUGGGUUUUUUUAAGUCAUAAAUUUGGCAAUAAGCAGUCAAUCCUGUGGUUAAACUAUAAAAAAAAACAACUAAUAAAUACAUUUGCAUCGUCUGUUCUAAUUCUAAGUGCAGGACUUUGUAUACAUCUGGUUUCUUAUGAGGUCAACUUGACCAUUUGGAGCCAUUUUGGCAAAUAAAAUUCAUAAAUCAUGUGAUCACCUAAAGCUUAAUGCCCCUGCACUGGAAUAAAAUGGCCGUGUUGUGUCUGUUUACUAAAGCAGUAAUUGUGGGGAACGUAUCAUUUCAGGAAAUAAUGUCCGGAUUGGCUAAUUAGAGGGAGUUAAGAAUUCAUAUAUUUUGGCCUAACCUUUGUUAGUUUCCCUCAUUUCCUGGUUUAGAAAGGAACCCCCAUUUGUGUUAAUUGUGUUUUACUUGUGACCCAGGUUUAGUCUUGGUUUUAUGAAAUUGUGAAUUUUGUUCUUAUAAUCAAGUCUUAUAUAUAAAUAUAUAUGUUCAUAUUCUAUAUUCGAAUGUCACGGUAGAAAUGUAAAUAUAUAAAUAUAUGGAUGUAGUAAUGUUAUGGACAAUAAACGUGUUUGUUGAUAUAAAUAUACAUAGGUGACAUGUUUUCCAUUUGAAAAGUCGAUUUUAUAUAUUAACAUAUAAAACAAUAUUUGCC
Molecule: messenger RNA, 77464 nt
Organism: Pelobates cultripes (western spadefoot toad)
Lineage: Eukaryota; Metazoa; Chordata; Amphibia; Anura; Pelobatidae
Source: the annotation of a GenBank genome assembly